AUGCGCGCCCGGCCUCGCGCCGGACCCUAUGCGGCGGCGGCGGCGGCGGCGCCUUCCCCCCUGGCGGCUGAGGGAGCGCGAGGCGCCGAGAGAGACUCACCGAGGCGCAGGGGCUGGAGGUGGCGCUCGGGGUAGGCGAGCGCUGGACCGUCACCAGAGCCAUCGGGGCGCGGCGGCGGGGCCUCCCCGGCCGGCCUGCCGGGAGCCUUUUCCCUCCUUUCCCUGUCACUCCAUGGCCGGGCGGCGGAGAGGCUCGGAAGGGGAGAAGGGGGGAGGGCGGGCGGCGGCUGAGGCGACCGCGAGGGGAGGGAAGGAGGGCGCGUCGGCGUCGGCGGAGACCACAGCUGCUGCUGCGGCGGCAGCUCCUCGCCCGCCAACGGUCUCUCGCCGACUGAGGCGCGGCGGGGCUGGGCCGGCCGGGCACAAUGAAGCGCCAGCGCGCAUGCGCCACCUGUCAAGCGGGGGGCGCUCCGCCUCCUCCGGCGCCCCGCCCACACGCCGCCGCUCCGCCUCCCUCUGCAGAGCUUAACCCUCGCGCUCCCGGUGCUGCGAGAGCGUCUAGGUCAGUGCGGCUUUUGGGGAAUGGCUCACCCCGCCCCCGACUCCAUAAACUCAUCCCCAGUGUCCCUAUAAAAAUGCAUUCCGCCCCGGUACCCUGUUUUUUAAAAAAGCAUUAUUUAGGGUACGGCAUGACCCACUAAGGAAGGUAAUAACGGCGCAAUGGAAUUCAAAGUAACAGUUAAUUGCGGGUUUGUUCCAAAGUCCGAUUUAUAGCCAUAGGUCCUCGGAAAGAGUAACAUAUAGGCGCGAGUGUGUGACACGGGGUAGUACAAAAAUAAAGAGAUGCUCCGAUCUCAUCUUGUAGCUAAAAGAAAAGAAUAUACGGCAAAGAAUAUUGCAUGGAGAAUUAUUUUUGCGCAUACUAAGGAAAACAUAAGAGUGAAGGAAAUUUAUAGCAUAAUAUAUUUAUAUAUAACAUGCACAAAGCUUCAUCUACAUACCUACAAGAACUGAUUUAUGAGAAAACCAGUAGCUGUUACCAGUAAUUGGCUAGCUUGGGAAAACUCAGAAUUGUAAAUAUGUAUCCAAAGGAAAUAGCUUUGAAAGCAAUGAGCAGUAAAACUUUAAAUAAGAAGCAAGGAAGGUGUUUUGCUUUAGGCUUCGGUCUGGUCAAUUGUAAGUAAAUAAGCAUUCAGAGGGGCCUCCUUCUGCAACCCCUUGCCACCCCCUUGCCUCUUAGUGCCCCCCUAGGUAAUCCCAGGGGGGCAGUACUAACCUCUUUGGGACUCACAGCUCUAGGUGCAAACAAGAGUUGGGUAGCCCUUUCAAGGUUGCUGGAUUCCCAGCUCCCAACUUCAGUCCCAGCAGCCAGCCACUGACCAAUGCUCCAAGGAUGAGGAUGGGAGGUGAAGCAGACACCUUUGGAGGGCCAAAGAUGUUCUCAGGGCCAGAUAAAGACAUUUCAUAGAAUCAUAGAAUCAUAGAGUUGGAAGAGACCACAAGGGCCAUCGAGUCCAACCCCCUGCCAAGCAGGAAACACCAUCAGAGCACUCCUGACAUAGAGGCCCUAAGCACUGAAAAGGUUAUGGUACUGUCAUAUGUAAUUUGAAAUAAAAGCCAACCUAAGCUGUAAAAUAAAACUUCAGUUUUCAAAAUGUCACAAACAUAUGCCAAAUAUAGACAUAUGUCAUUCACAACACAUUGCAGGAUUUAUUUUCUCACAUGAUCUGUGUUAAUUGGAUGCCCCCCUCGUUGAGAUGGGGAUAAGUAAUGAAAAGAAACCAGAAAAAUGGGGAAAGAGUGUGUCAUGAGAUGUUAAGAAAUCUAACAAAGUUCUGAUUUCCCUCAAUUUUCCCCCAAUGCUUUUUAAAAAAGAUCUACAGUAUAUCAAAUUUGUUCCAAAAACGUUCUCAUUUUUUGGUGCCCCUGCCUUACUGGUACCCUAAGCAAGUGCAAGACUAUAGUCCUCAUGAUUCUAACUAAAUACAUGGUUAAGCUAGGAAGCUGCCUAAAACUGAGUCCAUUUAGCACAGAAUUGUCUACACUGACUGGCAGCAGCUUCCCAGGGCUUCAGGUCUUUCCCAGCCCUAUCUAGAGAUUGAACCUGGGACCUUCUGCAUGCAAAGCAGGUGUUCUACCACUGAGCUAUGAUUCUUCUCCCCUGCUUCAUUUCUGCACAUUAAGGCACAAGAGCAGUAAAAAGGUAUCAAUGUACUGUCAUAGAAACCCAGCAAACUUCGAAAGGCAUUCUCUAUUUGGCCACUGAGCUCAGGCUUGAAGUCACAAUCAUAUUACGUAUCUAGGGUAUUCAGUUGAAUAAUAUAAACAGAAUGCUUGACUCCAUGCUCUGAUUAAAUCUGUGACACCAAGUUACUUUCCCUGUGAAAAGUUGUCUGCAAAAGGGUCCUCCUUCUGCUGCUGGACUGCAAACAAAAUACUCACCAUUCAAGCCUGGCCGGUUACAGUAUAUACAGUACAUUUCUUGGCCUUGCGUCCAGGGAUUCCAAUGAUAUUUGAGAACAUUCUGUAUUUAAACACACAAAAAUAUGGAAAGCCAUUAAAAUGUCCAAGAAGAACAGCCAAAAGCAGCAUGAGAAUCAGCAAGUGUGCGCAUUUUUCUGAAAAGGGAACACAUAGGGGAAAAGUCAAUGAAAAGCAGAGAGCAGGGUAUGCACAAAUGUUAAGAACUGCCAGUCAGUGUAGACAACGCUGAGCAAGACAGGCCAAUGGUCUGACUCAGUCAGCUUCCUGUGUACCUAUUUAAAUCAGGCAGUCAUUCAAAGCCAUGAGGACUGGAAAAUUUCUUUAUUCUUAAGGGAAGGACCGUAGUUCAGCGACAGAGAGCAUCUUGCUUUGCAUGCCGAUGGCGCCAGGUUCAACCCUGGCAUCUCCAGGUAGCGCUGGGAAUAUUCCCGCUGUCUGAAACCACAUUCUAGUCUCCCAUAGCAUCCUUUGAAAAAUAGCGGAUGAAGGAGGCAGCCCCAAAGAUUAGGGUGCUGAGGCCUCUCUGCUUAAAACAUCAUCAGUGGCCCAAUCAGGAAAAUGCUAGCACCCUGUUUUCACUAAUUAUUAUUAUUAUUAUUAUUAUUAUUAUUAUUAUUUAUUAUACCCCGCCCAUCUGGCUGGGCUUCCCCAGCCACUCUGGGCGGCUUCCAAAAAAAUAUUAAAAUACUGUAAUACAUCAAAGAUUAAAAGCUUCCCUAAACAGGGCUGCCUUCAGAUGCUCAUGUACAUUUAAAGUUCAUUACUACCCAUAUAUAUAUAUAUAUAUAUAUAUAUAUAUAUAUAUAUAUACUGGGAAUUGUGGUUUAUUCCCCCCCCCCCACAGAGCUAUAAUUCCCAGCACCCUUAACAAACUACAGUUCUCAGGUUUCUUUGGGGAAAUUCAUGUGUGUUCAGUGUGCUUAAAUGUAUGAUGUGGAUGUGACCAAAGGAAAAAUGCCUUGCAUUCAGGGCCAGAUGAGAAGCAUCGCCUUGAGGGCAAAAGACAAACACACACACACACACAGAGGACAAUUGCUAGUCCUGAAGGAGAGCCAUUUUGUUUGCUGAUUUCCUACUGUUUAAGUCCCAUCUGUCCAGCACAAACUUAGAUGCUCAAAGCAAGGGGUGGGGAAAAGACGCUAAGUAGAAGAGCAGAUCAUUACCAGCAAAAUAUUCCAUAACCAAGUUUUAAUAGCUGGCUAGCCUGAGUCCAGUGGAACUACUAGUCCACUCAUGCUGUCAUGCACCUUCUGCUGGUUUUCAGACAGGAAAUCGCACGGAUUAAUUUUUAAUGUAUUCACAUGUUCUACUUAAUGUUUAAAAUACGCUCAUGUCUUAAUUGUCUGGGCUCUGUGCGGACUCUGCUGUCUGCGCAGUCAACAAAUGGUUGGGGGGGAGCAGAAGGGUUUCAGCCAAUGUUAUUUCCUGGGGCGGGGAGUUCCACAGCCUCCAUGCUGAUGACAGAGGUGGUCUCUUCUGUUCACCCUUGCCAAAGAUACGUUUGGGGGUGGAAGAACAUAAGAGAAAAGCCUACCCUGAAGACAUGGCCAAUUGCAGAACAUCUUAUUUGCACGCAGAAGGUCCCAGGUUCAAUCCCUGACAGCAUCUCCAGGCAGAACCAAGGAGGUCCCAUCCCGGAAAACCUGGAGAGCUGCCGCAGGUCAUUGUGGACCACAGUAAGCUGGACAGCACAAUGGCUCAGCUUUAUGUAAGAAGCCAUGAUGGUUCAGGUUUGGGACCAUCUUAAAUGUAUAGAUAAUAAUUGUGCCCUCAGAAAAGGAUGGCUGAAAUCAGACCAUGCCUGCCCUGUCAGUUAAUUACAGCACAAGCCUUAAGUGUGCAUACUCAGGAGUAAGCCCCACCGAAUUCACGCUGCCCGGCUAGCUUUUAAUGCGCACCUCUUACUUGUUUGCUGGGCCAAGGAGUUUUAUCUCAGUCCCAUCGACACAGUUCUAAAGGCUACCUUUUAUAUCAAAGAGCCCACGAGGGCGUUGUGACCAGGUGGCCCCAGGAACAUGCCCUACUCUCUUUAUCGUUAGGAGUCCGCCAAAAGCCUUUCCCAGAAUUUGACCUGCAACAGACCCAUUCUCUGCUUACAGCCUCAGGGGAAAAACAAGCCAUCUACCGCCAUCACCGCAGCUCCCUUGCUGCCCUCCAGGCUGUUUGAGGCACUUGCUGAAACGUGUGAUCUCCUCUUCCCCCAGGAAGGGUCAUGCGGCUGUCACUGCCUCCUCCCAGCGUAAGACUUGGCUGUUAACUCUGAUCUCUCGUCUCUCUCAUUUUAUUCCUAACAACACAGUGAUGUCAUUGCAGCAAGGCUCAACACGAAGGCGCUCACCCUCCUCCAGCUGCCAGAAAAGGGAGAUGACCCACCUCACUCUGUAGUUGGAAGCCCAGCAACCCCCUGGGGACUGUUGCUCGGCAACAGUCAAACACACACAGAAGAGUAAGAUUCUGUGAGAGUCCUCUGGAUUCCCUGCUAAGUUUCUCGGUGGUUAAAAUUAGAUGGCUCUCUUCCUUGAAUCCCCAGGCAACUCCAGCAUAGCUUGGGAGGGGGGCAUCUCCCUUUCUGGAUGCUGGCUCUGAAGGUAAGGGAAGACAUGCGAUUUCUGCGCUGCUCUUUGGAAGGGUCGGGCUUUGGAGAGCUUAGUGAAAGAAAAAACGCCAGGAUACUAGAGUACCACAAACCACCUUUUGUCACUGACGCUGCCAGCAGUAGGGUUUACGCCUUGCAUAUUCACCUAGGAGUAGGAAAGAUACCUUGGAGAGCUGCUGCCAGUCAGUGUAGACAAUGCUAGCUAGCUAGACCAGCAGUCUGGCUUGCUGAAAGGCAGCUCUCUAUGUUAUUUACACCAGCCCAUUAUUCAGAGUCAUAAGGGCUGGAUGCUUGGGGGAAGGGCUCUGUGGCAGGACAUCUGCUUUGUGUGCAGAAGGCUCCAGCUUCAAGCUCCAAUGGCACCACCAGGUAGGGCUGGAAAGACUCCUGCCUGUCGGUGUUGACCAGGGGAACCGCUAUAGGAACGGUGGCUUACAAAACAACUGCAGCUCAGUAGAUAAUACUGAAUUUGAUGGGCUGGAGGUCUGGCUCUGUAGACAGCAGCUCCUUCUGUUCCCUUCUCUGUGAUUUUAACAUCCGUCUCGUACCUGGUUCACAUCGGGCUGAGGGAGAAGUGCUUAUCCCAAGGGAGCAGAAGAUGCUGUGGCGAGGGAGAGCAAAGAUCAGAGAAGGGAAUGGAGAAAGAGAUCUGGUUGGCCACUGUGAGAACCGGACGCAGGACAAUCCAGCAAGUCUCAUCUUAUGUUUUCACAGUCAUAGUACUGUAGAGCUGGAAGGGUUCCUGAGGUUCUCUGGUCCAACCCAAUGCAAUGCAGGAAUGUGCAGCUGUCCCAGACAGGGAUCCAACCUGCAGCCUUGGCGUUAUCAGCACCACACUCUAACCAACUGAGCUAUCCAGUGCUGUCUGGUCCAAAGGCUAUAAAACUAAGGGACGUUAAAGCUCACCUCACGUCAUAUGAUGAGUGGGAAGGGGUGAUGAUGACAGCCUAUACAGGGGCCACAUUACAACCCCUCGAUAGCUCCCUUGUCUCUUGGCUUAAGGUGAGAAGGUGGGCACAGCUCUUCUCAACCAUUCGAUUUGUGGCCCCAGUGUCUACUCUCCCUUAUUCGUCCAUGUUGGCAAGCAGGUAUCCAGGUGUUCCGCACAAGAGGUGAGAGCAGAAGGCCGACAACAGGAUCACAGAGAAAAUGGGCCUUGUAUUUUAAAAAUCCAAAGUAUGUGGUAGCAAUUCUGCCUGCAACCAAAUCUUAGGGCUGCAGAGCUCUUGCAAUUUCAUAGUCUCUGAAAUGGCCCUCUGCUGGGCAUCCAGGAAAAAAACCACAGAAUGGGUUCUCAAGAGCGAAACUAGUGUGAAAUUGGUGACCUUGAUGGAUCUUAAGGCCCAUCUAUAAUGGGUGGCUGGAGGGGAAUAGUUACAUCCACUAGAAUCAUACCACACAUGUUCCUAUUUAAAUCAGCCCUUAGUUUAGAACCAAGAGGACUGGGUUCUUGCCUCUUUGUUGUUGUUGUUGCUGCUGCUGUUUACUUUUUAUUGUAUUUAUAUACAACCAAAAAACAAGAACAACAAUAUCAACAAGGUAAGAUAAAAAUAUUGUUGAAUAGAUUAUUGGGAAACCAUUCAGCUACGAGGGAAGGGAAGAUAUAACAAAUACAAAAUAAAGGGGAAAGAUAGGCCUGAUAUCAUCAAUUAGCAGUAGUUAUAUUUAAUCUGAGACUGUCCAGUAAAUGUAAGUAUUCCGUAAUGUUAUCUGACUCGAUUGAAAUUGUAACGCAUAUUCAUUGAUAUUAAUAUGAGUUAAAAAUGGCCACCAUACUAUAUAAAAUUUGUUGGUUUUUUUGUUUUGCAAGGUCUGUAGCCACUUGGUUGUGAUACGCUGGAGACAUUCUGAAAGGGCUGCCCCAAUAUUUUUGGGGGGUUACAGCCCUUGCUUUGCAUGCAAAAGGCUCCCAGUGCCUCCGGGCAGGGCUGGUAAGGACCCCUGGCUGAAACCUGAAGAGCCGUUGCCGGUCAGGGUAGACAGUACUGAGGUAGAUGGACCCAAUGCUCUGACUCCGUCUACGUUCCUUCUUUUUCUGAUGUGCAGAGUGAAACAUGGAUAUAGAACCAGAGAAGAGCGAGGCGGGUUCUGAGAGAAGCCCCGUCAGCGAGACACAUUUGGAAGAAGCAACAAGCAGCCCAAGCGGGGCGGUUCGGCCGCUGACUCCGCGGACAGAUGCUCAGUGGAAGUCCAUUUUCUACGAGACCCUGCAGCCGAGGGCUUUGGAUCUGCAGCAGACGAGGGUGGAGAAGCUCCGCAACAGCAAGAUGGUGCAAAAAAAAGCCGAGAAGAAAGAGCCUCCGGACAAGCUGUCUCGCGACUGGUUCAACGACGAGAGUAUGACCCUGGAGACUCGGGCCUACCUGGUUGAUAAGCUCCUCCCCACCUUGGUCCCUGGCGUGGAGAAGCUGCUCAUGGCUGCGGAGAAGAAGAAGGCCCUGGAAAGGAAGGAAUCAGAACCCCUUACCUUUGACCCCAUUACUUUCCUGGGAGAGUACCUGAUGAGGCACAACCCAGCCUAUGAGAUUUCCGCCAUGCCCAAUCCCUACGUGCGUGGAUUGAAAGCCGUCGCAGACGAGCUGAAAACCAAAGUGCCCGAGACCACCUUGCACAAGUGAGUGUCUCUAGCCUGCAACCUCCCUUUCACAAAGCCUGGUCAGCCAUUGUGGAUGAGGAACGGUCGAAGCGGGUAAAGGGAGGCGGGUAGGAAGAGUGCGACUUGCAAUCCUCCGAGGUGUUUGUCAGCACAGCCACUCUGACUUCCACCAGCACGUCAUGACGUGGAAGCAAAGGCUGAGGAGACAUGUUCAGUACGGGGACUCGGGCAGAGACACAGAGGGUGGGUUGUUUUUAUCUCUACACACUCCAAGAGCCGACCUCUUAAGAGCAUGGGAAUGCAAGUGCGUCCUGCAACAAAAUGUUGCAGUAUAUCCCCAUUGCCUUAAGGAGUGCACCUCCUCCUCUGCAAUCCCUGUAAAAGGGGCUCUAGCAGGCCAUUCUACCACCCCCAAUUUUCCUCCCCCCUUUUUUUGUUUUCCAGCUGACCGGCAACAUUCCACGCCCCCUACUCAGUCUUUGUUUGGGGCUGGCUGGAGUAUGGGGCAUACUUCAGGAAUCCCACCCAAGCAUGCUGAUAACUCCCUCUUCUUUCUUAGUGACCUGUUUCGGUCCCUAGUUCUGUUGGCACACGUCAGCUGUGAUCACCAUUAGAGGGAAGUGAUCAGUCUAAUGACUCAAUUAGUACAGUAUCCUGCAUCCCCAACCCCCACCAUUAGCUGUUGGCACCUGUCUGUCUCAAGAGACAAUGGAGUAUACCUUUGGGGGUGAACCGCUGGAGAAUCACAGCGCCUGUUGUGGCUGCAGACUAGUAACUCGCAACUGUUGCCUCCUGUGUUGUUUUUGCUGUGUUAGCAGCACCAAAGUGACCUCUCCAGGGCACAAGUUUGUAUGGAGGUCCUGGGCUGCCCAGAGAACAAGAUGCCCCCCUAGCCUUCUGAUGUGGUCCAAAGGAAAGGAAAGCGAGACGUUUGGCACCAGCUUGGCUGCAAGAGUUUCUGGAAGGAGGCAUACAGGGUGCCAUCCAACUGCCUUAGGGACUCCACUCCUGAGUUGUGUAGUCACAAAGCAUUAAUUUAAUUCAGGGGACCGGGAGGAAAGUGCUGCUCAGCUGUAAGAAAUUUCUGGGGCGGGUGGGAGUAAGGCACCCCGGUUCAAGUCCCGUUACCCCUGUGCCCUGCAGGCUGGAACAGAUGAAGACUCUGGUCAAAGAAAAACGCAAGCAAAGGGAGCAGGUGGAAAAGAUCAAGACUCACGUGAGAGACAUGCGGAAGGAGGCUCUGUCCAUGCAGUUCAAAGAGUGGACGAUGGAUCUCACAGGACAGAUCCCUGUUCUGCUGGUAACGUUGCCCCCACCCCCCCACAAAAAAAGAAAGCCAGGGCGACUGGUUGGUUUGAAAGCCACUCUCCUUCUGCCAUAUUGCUGGCAGUGAACAGGCCUGGUCUGAAGAUGGCUGCCGCUCAGCCCCUCUCCCUCAGUUCUAUGCCUACUGUUUUGCAUGGUCUCGCUGAGUGCUUGGUCAGCAACUAUUUUUUAAAGAAGAGCUAAAUUUCCAGUUCUGAAGAACCCGCAAUAGGAAAAGCACUACUUAGGGCUCACCCACACUUCUGCUUGGCCUGUAUUUUGAUCGUGUUGUAUCCCAAUUAAUUCCCCCGGGCCUGAGAGCUUUUCUUGUUGUUUCGCACCUGUGCCCUGUAGAAAUCCUAUCUUACCCACUGAAGCUUGAUUAAGCAAAAUCUCUCCGGAUUUUCCAUGCAUCAGGUAAGAUCUGAUUCAGUGGAUAAGAUCGGAUUUUCGCAAGGCAGGGUCGUCCCUAGGCAGACCACACAUUUGUAAGUAAGGAAUCAGACGGAACCAAAACUGCACAACGACGCACCUACCCCAGUUCCCAUUUACCCCCAGGCCUGGCACCCCCAACUCAGAGCCCAUAGUCAAGAAGUCACCUCCAGACCAGUGCGUCAUCCAACUUCUGAUAAUUCAAAUAGCUCAGCUGGUAGAGUAUGAGACUCUUAAUCUCUGGGUCAUGAGUUCGAGCCCCACACUGGGCAAAAGAUUCCUGCAUUGCAGGGGGCUGGACUAGAUGGCCCUCACAAUCCCUUUCAACUUGCCAAUUCUAUGCUUCUAUGCGUCCGGCUCUGAAUGACUCGUGAGGCUGAGGGAUGCUCCUCCCAGCCCAACAGAGCCUGGAUUGGAUCAACAGGAGGCCUCUUUUUGACCAGCCCUUGAAAUGGGUUCUUUCACUUGCAGAUCCAAAGCGCCUUGAAGUCAUUCAUGGAGUCUGUCUCUUCAGAACUCAGUGACGAUGGGACAGGUAAUGCCACAUCCACCUUCCCUCGGUUCCACAAGCUCUGAUCCAAAUAACUCCAGUCAAGGAGGGGUGUUCCUGAUUGCUGGGAGGGGGGGCAAGGAAUCGAUGCACACAGAGCCCUCAGGAACAUUUGGGGUUCUCCAUCAGCAAAGGCCCCUUCCAUCUCUGUGUUUCUGCAGAACCUUCGAAUGCAUCACAAGUAGCCAAAGAGCUGUGAUGCAAAGGCAGGUGCUUCCCUCUAGCAGUCUCCCAACCCUGUUCGGCCUUACACCAGCCUUCCUCAACCUGGUGCCCUCCAGAUGUUUGGGACCACAAAUUCCAUGAUUCCCAGGAAUCAGGUUUCAGGGGAGCUGUAGCCUGAAAGAUCUGGGGGACACCAGGUUGGAAAAGGCUGAAGGGUCCUCUUCCAGCCAGGCUGAGAUCCUGCACUGCAAGGAGCAAAGCUUAGAGGGGUUGGCCUUGCAGAAGGGAAAGUGGGCGGCAAGUUGCGGGGUAAAGGCCAGCUUCUGCAGGAUCUGGGAGAAAUCCUCCAGGCAUCAGCGACUGUAUAUAGGUUCUCAGAUGCAAUCCAUGUGUUACGCUGGAGCUCUAACUUCCAGUGUUAUUUUGCUCUUCAAAAAGUGGAGGAUUCCCUGGCGUCAAGGCUCAGGAUGAGGAAGCCCCAACCCUUUCCCUCCCUGCUGUGGCCCUCACCCAUAACCACCACACAGCCACAGGCACAUGGUAUCUAUAUUUUCCCCUUUUGCUAAUAGCCACAUCAGACAGAAGGGGAUUAAGUCCUAGGAUUCAGAUAAGGGCAGUAGCUCAGUGGCAGGGCACCUGCUUGGCAUGUAGAAGGUCCCAGGUUCAAUCCCAGGUAGGGUUGGGAGGGACUCCUGCCUGAAUACCGGGAGUGCCCCUGCCUGUCGGUAUAGAUCAGGCAUGGCCAAACGUGGCCCUCCAGAUGUUUUGGGACUACAGUUCCCAUCGUCCCUGACCACUGGGUCCUGUUAGCUAGGGAUGAUGGGAGUUGUAGUCCCAAAACAUCUGGAGGGCCAAGUUUGGCCAUGCCUGGUAUAGAUAAUACUGAGCUGGAUGUCUCGGUUGUCUGACUUGGUAUAUAAGGCAGCUUCCUAUGUGGGGGCAAAGGGUUCUGUUUCUCCACAUCCUAUAGAUUCAUGCCCAUAGCUGCUUUCUGAAAGUGAAAAUUACAUCAGGAGUCCCCGUCCCUGAACUCCCAGUAUAACAUGUAGUUCGGCCAUUGCAGCUGAGACAUUGAAGCUGUCAUGGUGCUGCCAGGCAAGGAAUGUCCAGAGUGAGGAAUUAACUCGUUAUUGUCAAAUGUACACAUACAAGUUAGGAACAGGCAGAUCCAUCAGUCCUGUGUCUCUGAGCUACUCCUAGAGGUGCUGUGCUGGUCCAAGGGGGAGGUUACCGUGGGGCGAGGUCCAGGACCUGAGUUGAGGGUCGGCAGACAGUCCUCCUCGGGUGAAGCGGGGUCCACAGUGAGAAGCCGGGCAAGGACAGGAACUCUGGGGGAACAGGACUGGAUGCUGGCCGAAACAGCUCUUCAACGACGUUGCUCCUGCAACCUGGGACCGGGCUGACUGGCCUUUAUCUUCUCUGAGGCCAGGGGCGGUCCCGGCCCCCAGGAGACCCGCCUCUCCUGGCCUUAAGGUGAGCACGCCUCCUGGGAGAAACCAGUUCCCUUCGCCUCUCUGCCCUGAGCCUCUGCAGUUCAGGAGAGGCUGAAGGGUUACUGGACCCAGGGGGAGACUCACCUGUAGGCACUGAGUCCUCAACCACCUCCAGAGCCAGGGUGGAUUCACCUGGUGCCUGCUCCUGAGGAUCCGGCACAGGUGCAGGUGCUUCAGAAUCAAGGCCCUGCCCCAGUUCAGCUGGCCGUGGAGGCGGGGACUCCUGUGCAGGCUGGGAUUCCUCCGGUUCAGCCUCUGAAUCGGAUUCCCAGGCUAUCACAGGUGCACUAGAUGAGGCAGCUGCCACAACAGAGAGGCCCCAACCUUGGUUUAUGCAUCUUCCGCACCCGUGCUUCACGCAAGCAGGUGAAGACUAUGCCUGUAUGUAACUGCUUCUGCUCCUCCCUCUUCAGUCCUCUUCUGGUCCUGGGAGACAGUGAAGCAGGAGAGGUGUGGGCAGGAGGAGGAGGAGGUGUGGAAACCCUUGACUCUUCACCAGACUGACCUAUCUCUCCUUCCUUCUGCACCUGUUCCUCACUCUCCAAUCCUUCACCUUCUCCUGCCUCCAGCUCUCAUUUCUUAGCUGUUACAGGCUCACCCAGAUCACUGAUCCCUUCUGCCAAGUCAGUCUCACACCCCUCUUCUCCCACUGCCCUCUCAUCAGUAUCCAGCCACCACUGCUCAGAGUCCAGCCAGUCUCCGGCAGAACCACAAACUAAGAGUCGUAUCUGUUGCUCACUUAAUAUGACCAGCCAUGUCUUUUUAGGAGAAGGCUGAAAGUGGGCAGGAGAGAGGGGAGACCAGGGCCACUGCCAGUCUGCCCGAGGCUGAUUUGUAAAAAUGGACUUGCGAGGCAUGUAGCCUGUGGGUCAUAUGUCGCCUGCCCUUUAGCGAGAUGCUUGUUCUUCAGGUAACCAGCUGCUCUUUGCUUCCUGGAGCCAUCCAUUUAGCAGAGCCCAACGCACUGAGCGAGCAUAAAGCUGUUCUUUAUGGGGUCAUGAAAAUAAUUUACUGCCCGUGAAUGUCUUCAGGAGCCAGCAGUAAAUGAAGUCCACUGGGUGUUCUCUGGUUAGUCUUCUCUGACCCUGUGGUGGAAGUCCCCCUGGUGGUAACAUAACAUUUCUCUCUCUCUCUCUCUCUCUCUCUCUCUCCUGACAUCCCAGAGAAAUAGUCUCUAGACUUGCCCCGUCCUUCACCCCUAUCUUCUGCCCACCCUAAAACGCAGCUUGAAGAUCUGGCACCUAGGGAUGGAGGAGAGAUUUGUUUGGAUCAGAUUUUGAUACAGGCCUACCUAAUUUGUGCAUUCCAGAGCAAUACUCAAACAGCAAGAGAGCUAUCCUUUGAAAUUCACACUGCAACGAGUUUUGUGAGGCAGUUCUCCAAUCGAAUAAUGUGUAUUAGGGGCGUGUGUGCAUUAAAAAAAAAGUGUUAGUGAAAAUAACAUAUAAAAAUGCAUUUUAUCACAGGAAACUGCUCUAAGAUGCUGACUAGUUUUCGUGAGGACUUAAAAAAAAUCACAAACUGAUGCAAAAAUGUGGAGAACUGAAUUUAAGAUUGAAAAAAUGAGAAGCUGAGAGAAACUAAAAGGACAGAUACAUCCAUCCUUAUAGACAACCCAGCACUGUGAAUAUUUACUUGGAGGUCUCUGGGAUAAAUAGGGUUUAUUCCAAGUCAGAAUUGCAACCUGACUGUAUAUAGUAAACUUUGUUUUCCAAAUACAGGUGCUGCAGUUGUUGCUGGGGUGGCACAGAACAUAACCUGGUGCUGCUUUUCGGAAAGCAAGCUGUGCAAUGUGUUGUUGUUUUCCUUCCAAGACUGCUUGCAGUGGUAGACCAGGUUACAUAUUAGACCAAGCUUGUUUUCUUACUGAAAGAACACAAAUCCAUCAGGGCAGGGUUAUGCCAAUUUUCCCCAGCUGCCACCUGUUUUCUAAACAGAAAAAAAAUGCCACUUCAAUAUUUUGUGGUUUUAUAAAUUGUAAACCGGCCUGCGAUCUUUGGAUGAAGGAUGGUAUAGAAAGCUAAACAAACAAAUAAUCUGAAAGCAGGAUUUGGCAUCAUCCCACAGUACCAGUUGGCCAAUGGAAGUCCCUUUUUCUGGCAUAUGUGCUGGGCAAGCCAAGCCAAGCCAAGGUCAAUGUCAAUGUCACGUAGCGGAGAAAGUCACCCACCAACGUUGAUGCAGUGAUCCUUUGAUGGGGAACCUCUGGCCUGGAAGCAGAAUGUGGCCCUCCAGACCUCUCGAUGUGGCCCUUGGGACUGACUCCAGGCCACGCCUUUCACUAGCCUCCUUAAGGGCUUUUGCCUGGCCAGAAUGCGUUCUUUGACGUUGGAGAGAUGGGUGUUUGUGUAUGUGUGUGCAGAAACGUCUAACUUUUGUGUGGCCCGCUGUAGAGUCCCAGCUGUUGCUCUGUCCCCUUUUGCCUCUGGCUUGUCCACUUUGCGGCCCCUAGAAGGCUGCCCAUGAGGAAAUGCGCCCCUUGGGCAGAAGUAAGUUCUACUUGCCUGCUAUAAUUCAUCUUCAUCCAGGGGCGGGGUCCAUUUGUUUCAGAGGCAGGGCUAUGCAAAUGACGCUGAGGGGGAGGAGCCUCCCACAGUUCCAGGCAGGUGGCCUUCUUUUCACAGAGCUCCCACUCUGCCCCACGUUCCCCAUCCCUGUGGUUCAAAUCAAAGAUAGGGUAUUGAAAGCCCCUGUGCUGGUGUGAUUUUAUACUAUGUUAGUUUCCAUGGAAAGAAACCCAGCCUGUGCAAAUGAGCUGUGGCCCCUAGACCCACAAUGAACUGCACUAGUGUUAAAAGAUGCAGAUUGAACCCGCGGCAGGAAGAGCUCCCUUUGCCAGAGAGGCACAGGAUGCUGCCCAGUUCUUCCACUGCUUAACACCUGCUCUCACAUCUCCUUCACCUCCACAGGAAUCUACGCCAGGCCUCUGGAAUCCGCGGGGUCCCUGGCACCGAAGCUGAACGAAGAGCAGUUCACAGAGGUGAGGAGGAGCAACGUCCCUGAGUAGGGCUUUUCCCUCCUCCUGCUUCUCCCUCCAUGGAUAAUCAGGUGGAGAUAGGAAGUGGGUUAAAGUAGAUAUUCUUUUGAGCUGGGCCUGGAUGGGAGACAGAUCAGGAAACAUAUAUAUACACACCUUAAGUUUCAAGCGUAACAUAGGUGGUGGCUGGAAGAAGGAUCCACUCUCCCUGCCGCCUGCCAAUUUUCCCUGCAAAGGACACCCAGGCAGCCCAACACCACCUUAGUGUUAUGAAGCAAAUCCAAGGCAGGGAGCCUGAUAUUCUUCCCUUAGCAUAUAACUGUGGUGCUCAGAAGCCGUUCAUCCUGCAAGGGUGACCCUAGAAAUUCAACCUCUUGUGUUUUUAGAUUUUCCCGUGUCCCAAAAUCAGAUAACUACCACCGCCACCCCCCCCCCAAUCCAUUGCCUGCAAAUGAGGCCACAAUGCUGGGGCUCCAAGAUGGUCUGGAGUUGGCUGUCUUGGAGCCCUUCUGGCUAUUGUCCUUCUGACUUCCGGACAAGUGAGGGAGGGGGCGUACCCAUUUGUCCCCUAGCUCAGAGCAACUUCUUUUUGUCUUAACAAAUUUUUAUAUUUCUUCCAUACCACAUAUAGUGAUUUUCUUAUCAAAUGGUUCAGGAAUCCUCUGUGUACCUUAACUUUUUCAUACCAUAAAUACGUAUGCCAACCAAAUCUAUCAACAUAACCCUCCAAGUCUAAAUUAUCUGUAUUUUGUAAUGUUAUCCAUUCCCGAAGACAGCAAAGACAAGACACCUCAUAAUAUAUCCUUAAAUCUGGCAGGAAAAAGCCGUCUCUAUCUUUAAAAUCUAGUAGUACUUUAUGUUUUAUUAUUGGCUUCUUCCCCUGCUAGAUAAAUUUUGAAAUAUCUCUUUGCCAUUCCUUGAAGGGCAACUUCUUUUCUUAUACUAAUGAGUAUGACCCAUACUUAGGGGUCAUUAUGGCCCUUGACUGGCAAUUCAACGAUGGGAUCCUUCAUUAGAUUUUAACCCUUGCUGGAUCCAGGAAUUAAGUAUAGGCAUCAUACAGCCUAAGCCCUCCACAGGCUCACAGCAAUAUAUAUGGAAGCUCAGCCACCCAAAGGUACACAGUUUGGCAUUCAGCUCUCCACCUGUCAGAUAUUGAAUGUUGCCCCAUUCUUGGGCCUGGGUUCACCUCCACCAACACACACACAGCAAUCAGUUAUACAUUUCAGGGAUCUCCUUUCCACCCCCAGCAGACUUCCAGCCCUCCCCACCCUGCCUCCUCCUCCAUGCUCUGCAACAGCCACCAGGAAGAAACAAUGAUUCCAAAGCAAAGGCUUCCUUCCAGGGCGAAUCAGCAGGGGAAACGUUGAGAGACAAAGUCUAGCAAUGUAGUGAGAGUUCUGAUGAAUUCAGAUUUUCCACUAGUGGCACUCGGGGGACCAUCUUCUAUGGGCACCCUCAUUAUCACACAAUUAGCAUUGUUCCUAGCGCAUCUGUUAUUGCUCUUGAAAUUCUAUUAGCUGAUUCAUGCAGGAGGCCUGGUAUAUCCCUAGGGCUCUACAGGCCUCUUGAUGGCAAUCAGUUGGAGAUAUAGAUAUAGCUAUAAAAUCUCUCUCUCUCUCUCUCUCUCUCUCUCUCUCUCUGUGUGUGUGUGUGUGUGUGUUUGCUUGCCAAGUUCUCAGUGUUUGAUCAGAAAUGAAUCGUAUUGUGGAGUCACACUGAAAGAACUAUGAGUGCAAGAUUGUGGACUAGAACCAUGAGCAGCCUUAGCAGUGCCAGUUGGCAUGCUUCCUUACUAAAACUGAGGAUGGAGCAUAAGGCAGCUGGAGGGAGACUCAGAGCAAGUGGCAACAUGUACUCACCUCCCUGCUUUUGAAAGCCAUCCUUUUAAGCAUUCAGCAGAGAAACAUUUUUUUUUUAAAGGUAAUUUGUCAAAUCUUGUUUUAAGCUCACAAUGAGAUAUUUAACCUCAGAGUGACUGCAGCUAAUUUGGAGAAGGAUCAGCAACAACAGGCAUGCAAAGAACCCCUUUUCUGUCACCACAAUCCAUCAGGCGUCAGUCUCUGCAGUUCACAUUUGAAUUCUGGAUUCCUUCCUGUUCAACCCGUAGGCUAGAGCUUUGGUGGGGAACCUUUUUCAGCCUGAGGGCCACAUUGCCUUAUAGGCAGUCUCCUGGGGGCCACAUGCCACAGGCCAAAAGUGGAUGGGCAACACAGAAGCGACACUCAACUUUUUACUGUAGGCUACAUUCCAGCCACACACAAAUACAGAGGUUUGUGCACACAUGCCUCUCCUCUUCUGUUCAGGCAAGCAAGCAAGCAAGAUGCCUCAUCACAGCUCAAGGCACUUGAGGAAGGUGCCGAGGAGGAGGGUGAUGGGUGUGGCCUGAAGAAAGGGGUGUGGCCCCUGAAGGAGGCGUGGCCUGGGGGAAGUCCCAAAGGCCAGGAAAGGAGGUACAGUGGGCGGCAUUCGGCCCCUGAACUGGAAUAAGGUAAAGACCGAAGGUCACACUCCAGACAGAGUCAGAUGACUAUUCCAGAGAACAAAGGAGGCGUUGGAGAUAGAUGGAUGAAGGCUGAUUCCACAUGGUCAACUAACAAUUCAGUUCAUAACAAAAACCUGGAACGAACUUUUCAACUGGCCCAUCACAACACCUUAGCAUUACCCCAAGACUGCACAAUGCUGCUAACAAUUCAGGCAAAAACCACGAAAGUGCCCAAGAUGAAUCUGGAAUCAACCUAAAUGAAAGAAACAACAAGGUCAUAGUUUGUGGUGCUGCGUGGCAUCCAGUGCCAGUCGUACUCAGAGCAGGCCCACUUAAAUUAAUGUACAUGAUUACAUUCGUGAGUCUAAGGAGAACUUAGUUACCCAAGCCUUCUUCCCUACAUGUCAUGCACACACCACCCCAUCCAGCCACAACAGCAGCAGGCUUUAAAAUACAAAUAAAAAUGCCAUCAUAAUUCAGCCCAAAGACGGGAGAUUGCGGUUCCUGCCGACAGCCUUUAUUAUUUACACUGUGCAGACCACAUUUCUUGAACGGCCUUCUUAUUUUUUUACCCAUUAAAAUCUCACGGGGCAAUAAAUCUGAAGUGUUAAAAGUGUCUCUGAGACCUCAGCUUCAAAUAAAUCAUGGCUCAAUAGUCUUCUUCCCAAAGUCAGGAGGAUUGAGGCAAAUGAAGGUGGUCUCCAGAAUCUCAUCCUUUCCUCUUCUUUUCCUUCCUUCCUUUUUCUCUUCUUGUUGUUGAUCUUCUUUCUUUGGUAAAAGUAAUAAUAAUGAUGAUUCCAAUCAACUCUGGAACCACUUGCUGCCAGAUUUCUUUUUGGAAGAGGAUUGUGCAGAAUGCUACCUUGGGGAUGAUCUAUAAAUUUGUUUUACAGUAUUUCAUUUCUCUGCCCUGCUGUGAGGCUGAUGUUCUCCAUUUCAGUGCUGGCUGCAGCGAAGGGGAACCCCCCCUAUGUUCUAUGUGGCACAGAAAUGCAGAAUAUGAAGGGAGGGGAAGGUUAUGCUACUUUUGGCUUUCACAUCUUUAGAGAACAAGUGAGUUGUAUGAUUGUAAUGAUCACAUUAAGAGAAUCUGUGUGUUGCAGUGUUAGAGAGGAACUGGGAGACCAGAGUUUGAAUCCAUCACAAGGCUUGUCAGUCCUCUCAGACUAACCUACCUUGCUGUGGUGGUUAAAUGAGGAAGAGGAGAACCAUAUACGCCAUCUUGAGCUCUUUGGAGGAAAAAGCAGGACAGAAAUGCAAUAAAUAAAUGUAUUUUUGUUAUGUUUGUGAAUUGCUAGUCACAUAAAAAUCUGAUAAGUAACUUAACACAAAGAAGAAAUAUAGCAGGGAACCCAGUCCAAGGGCCCAAUCCAACUCUUGCGGUGGAUGAAUGACUCUGCAAUGGAUAGCUUCAAUUUGCUAUUCAAGCUACUCUUAAGCAGGAGGGGGGGAAAGAUCUGUUUUGUGCUUGUUGCAAGUUGUGGCCUCAAUUCCGAGGAAGCAAAAAUGCUUCCAAAGGCAAAAAAAUAGGUGGCAGCUGUGGAAAUCAUUCCCCGUGCUUGCUUGUCAUUUCUCUUAAAUUGCAGAUCCAUCUCUUGCUGUAAAGUUCUGAUGUUUUAGUGAUGAGGUGUAUUUAUGCAGCAUCAUUGCUUAGCUGCUUCUGCAGGGACUCUGCCUUCUCCACUGUUUAGUUUCUACUUUUACAAACGAGAGCUGUGGGGAGAAGUUUUUACCCCUGGAGCUCCACCUGGCUCUGUUUGGACGUCUAUGCCUUUCCGGGUGAAGCUUUAGGAACAGCUGUUCUCUCUGAGCCCAGUCUACCUCACAGGGUGGUUGUGAGGAUAAAACAGAGAGUGCUUUCAGCUAUAUAGAUCACCCUGAGUUCCUUGGAGGAAGGAUAGGAUACAAAUAGGAGGAAGGAUGAUCCAGAUUCAUCAUUAAGGGCGAGUGACUUCAUCGUUAAGGUUCAUAUGAUCAUUGUCAUUAAGACAAUGAGUGAUGCUGAGUGAUAGCAAAAGGGAAUAAACUGUGUGUUUUCUCCCCUUCUUUCCCCCCUCGCCUCUCCAGUAUCUCGAUUCUUACAUCAAGAAUUUCAGCAGCGACAUGUUCCAGCAAUUGCUGCAACACCUCCUACAAUGUGCCAAUGAUGCACGUAACAUAAUCAGACACGACAUCUGGCGGCAGAUGUUCCUCCAACUGUUCUUCAACUGCGACCAUGGAAAGGUAGCUCCAAUGAUUCUCACCUGGGCAGCCCAGGACCUCCACACAAAGUGCUCAGGCUUGCACCCUUGGGAGGUCACUUUGGUGCUGCUAACACAGAAGUUUCACUUCACCCCUGGAAGCGCACUCCAUUCUCUCUCGAGACAGACGAGAGACAGAAAUGCAGACCCUAACCCUAAAUGCAGAAAUGCAGUUUUGACUGAUGCACAUUUUGCAACGCAAUUUCCCCUAAUAUAAUGCAUUUGUGUAUGUUAUUUAUAUAAUAUACAAUAUAUAAUAUAUAAUAAUAUAUAAUAUACAUUAAUACAGUACAACAUUUCUCUAAUAGAUGCAUUUUCUUGUAUGCAUUGGAGAAGUGCAUUGCAAAAUUUGGAUACAUGCGGAUUUUGAAGGCUGGUGGAGUUUCACUUCUCAUAUUGUUUUUAAAAAAGUUGUUUUUAUUAUUAUUUAUUAAAUUUGUAUACCGCCCUUCAUCCAUAGAUCUCAGCGCAGUGUGAAUUUGAGUCGAGUUUCUCCCCAGACCCUAGUGGAGAGAUUGCAGGAUGUGUGCAGGAUUAUAUCUCUGCCAUCGUUAUUCCUAGUUAGGACUCCCCAAGCGCAGCUCUGAAUAGUAACAGUUUCUGGUCUAUUGGAAUAGAUCAGUGGUGGAGAACUUGCAGCCCAUGGGGCCUAAUCAGGCCCACCAAACUGUGCCUUUACCUGUGCUGUCCUGCAAGGCCCACCUGGCCCAGCAUUCUUUGUGACUAGCAGGGGCUCAGUGGGCAGUCCACAACCCUGGGGUGGCUCAUAGUCUCUCUCCUGCCCAACUUAAAAAGCAAGCAACUGAUAGGAUGGUGAUGGUGGGUCAACCGGCCCCAGAGCCACCGGAUCCUGAGCUCUCCAUUAGGAUAGUGACAGGCCUCUCAGGGAAACAUGGAAGUUCAGGACAGGCAUAAACUCAAGCAUCUGGUGGCAAGGGCUGUCAGGAAAUUGAAACGACCCCCUCCACUUUCUGCAAGGCCUGGCUCCAAAACCUUUGUGGUUGGCUUCUGGUGGGAAGGGGGGUAAUAGCGGGGAUGAGAAACAUUUUCCCAGUCCUACCAAGAAGCACCCACAAUGCUAGCAGAUAUUUGAGAGCAUCGCAAGCAGGCAAGUGGGCUUGGAUCAUUUCCAAAAACAGAGUGUAAAUUUAAUGCAUUUCCUUAGGCUUUGACCUGGUUUCCUUCCCGGUGCUGUAAUCAGUUCCUGCUGUACCUAGACCUCAAGGGAAAGCAGAAAAUGCAAAGGAAAUCCAUAGAAAAGACCUCUGCGAUUGCUGAAUUAUCUGUUUCUCCAUUCUCUCGCCCAGCUGAGCAUGCAUGUUGUUCCCAUUUCCUAAUUUUCACUGGCUUGGGGGCAAGCCUCCCUUUCCCAGCACCGAGUGGGGUCCUCCACCUCGCUCUUGAUUUCAGUCUAUAUGCAUCCCUAUUCCUGAGGCUCUAAACCUGGAUCGUUUGGGGAUGACACUGGGAAACCAGCAUUAAAUGACUGGAUCAGACUGGUUUAGGACCAUAGGUGGCUAUACCAAAACCUAGACCUAGGAGGUGGGGAUGGGCCAUAGCUGAGAAGGUCGAGCAUCUCCCUUGCAUGUCAAAGGUCCCAGGUAGGACUUGGCGAGAGCUUCAGCUAGUCACCAUGGUCUGACUCAGUAUAAGGCAGCUUCCUAUAUUCUCCAAAGUUAAUUUAUUGGUUUUGAGUGCAGAAGGUGCUGCUCUGUGGACUAGGCACAGACCAGGUUCUUAGUCUUUUAUUCCAGGGCUGGCCAAUCCAAAGGCUCCAUGCUGCCUGCCAAUCACAGAAGGCAAUGCUGCACACACUCCUUAUUCCAUAUUGUAUCUAAAAAAAGAACUCUGAGGCCUGAGGACAUGCACCCAGCCCUAGUUAGCUUCCUAGGCUAGAUCCCAGCAGUGGUGGACCUGGGGGGUCUCAAAUUUCAGAGGCACUCUGUGCAACGCCAAAAUUUUCCACCCUUCCACCUCUCACUUUCCAUUCUACAUCAUAGUUGUGGCGCCUACUGCAGCACCCUCAAGGAUCUCCUCCCAGUGCAACUGAACCAGUCGCACUCCUCUAAAUUCGCCUCUGGUCUCAGCUUCCCAGUUCAAACCUUUGAGCCUCUGGCAAGCAAGUCAAUUGCCUUGAAUCCCACUGACCCGUUUGCCAGGAUCACAAUCUGCCAAUCAAGCUUUUCUCUAGGGAUGGAUGAAACGAACAGAAACUCUCUUGGUUUCUCAUUCUUCCUGUCUUAAAUUGAGUUCUCCCCAUUUCCACAUCAGUUUGUAUUUUAUUUUAUUUUAUUUUUUGAAGUCUGCAUUAAAAUUUAUUUGCCUUUCACCCAACAGGUGCAUUUUCACCUAUCACUAUGCAUUCUGUACAUUGUUCUCACUCUAACGUUUUCAUGCGAACAUUUUUCCUUUGGUGGGGAAUAUGCAUUGUUUGGCUGGAGAAGUGCAGUGUUGCAUUCAGAGAAGGCUGGAUUUCAAAGGAUGCUUGCAUUCCAGUUUGUGACGCAGUUCAGGAUGUCUAAAGAAAUUUCUACUCCCCACCCCCAUCCCUUCUUCUGACACCCUACAUGCCCUGUCCUCAAUGCAAGAACCCCAGGCCCCAUAAAAGGCAGCUGGCUGGUUUUGAUGGGAGUUGUAGUCCAAAGCGUUUGGAGGGCUCCAGGUUGGCAAAGGCUGGACUAAAGCAAGGAAGACAGCUGCCUCUCAUCAGUCCAGCCCCUUCCCCAGGUGCUGCUGCCACUUCUACUUGCUGUUCGUAAGGAGCUUGGCUACCAUCCAGCCAUCUUGGGCCCGUUGCCAGCUCUCAACGGCCAACUCCAACCAUUUGUUCCCCUUCGUCAGUACAGGGGGAAAGCGACACAAAACCAAAUUACUAGGCAGCUGCCAGCCUCACAGCCAUCCAGCUCACAGAUUUUAAGUUGCAGUUGUUUGCCAAAAAGAGCCAGCGUGGUGUAGUGGUUAGAGUGUAGGACUAGGACCUGGGAGACUAGAGUUCGAAUCUCCCCACUCAGCCAUGAAGCUCACAGGGUGACCUUGGGCCAGUCAUGGCCUCUCAGCCUCACCCACCUCAGAGGGUUGUUGUGGGGAUUAAAUGAGGAGGAGAGCCAUGUAUGCCACCUUGAGCUCCUCAAAGAAAAGUUUGGGGAGAAAGAAAGAAAGAAAGAAAGAAAGAAAGAAAGAAAGAAAGAAAGAAUCUGUUUCAUUUUUGGUUUUUCAGAUUUGCACCUGGUGAACCACCACGCUGUGCUUUAAUGGGAAAGAGACUUCAGAACUGGAACCGUGAAAUAGCAAUACGCAUUAGCUCAUUAUGAAGUCGAAAAGCCACGUUCCUUUGGGGCUGCUUUCCUUUCCUUUAACCAUGUGUUUCCCCUCCAUUUUCUGCCCCUGUUUCCUCUAGAGUUUUCCUGCCUUUGUCAUCUCUUUGCCCUCUCCCUGGGAGAGAAGGACUCCCUUGUGCUGCUCCUUGCGACCAGGCAGUGAGGCCUGCUGGUUAUUUUCCUGUCCCUUCGAGAGAAGAGACAGGCUGCUUCCAGGGGGUGCCUGGAAUCUGUUUAAGAUAAGAACUACAUGCCCAGAGCGUAUUCAGAGCCUGAGCCGUAAAGCGUGGAAGCAGAGCCUUGGAGAGCAAAAAGUGGCUCAGAUUCACAGCACAUUGGCUAUCAACUGUUAUCAGCCAUGACUAAGGUCCUAAGUGGACUAGGACCAAAGUGUCUGAGUGACCUGUGGGCCAGUCACCAUCUCUCUCACUUUAAUCUACCUCACAGGGUUGCUGUGAGGAUAACGUGCAGAGGGGGAGAACUGCAUAGGCCACCAUGAGCUCAUCAGAAGAAAGGUGGAGCAUAAAUAUCAUAAGUGAAUAAACCUCCAUGCUCAGAAGCAGUCUAUCUCAAGGUACUAGAUGUGGGAGGAAAGAGAAAGCCAGCCCCUCCAGGACUUGUUUGUGAGCUCAUUAGAAAACCAGGUGCUCAAUUUGAUGGUUCUUUGGUCUGAUCAAGGGUGAAUUCUUACUGAUACCACCACUGUAGGUUGGUGCUAAAAAUACCACUUCAGAUCACAGCAACACAAAGAACUGUAAACUAUUAGCAAGCCUGGGGGAGUCCAGUUUAUGUGAGGGCUGCUGUAUGCAGUGAGGGGAGGUAUAUUUUAAUUUAACCUUUUCCUCCCGUGCCACGGUCCUGACAAAAAUUGCACCCUUCUGCAUCUUCCACUGGAUGGUGUUUGUGUUGUUGUUUUUAAACUGGUGUGAAGUAACACUCUUAACAUCAGGUCUAGUUUAGCCUUUAUUUGUAGAUUUCAUCUUGCUUAGCAUUUUCUGGAGAUGCUGUAAGCCCCUUUGAUUUGAGCAAACAUUUAGUGACUUGAGAUGUGUGAAUUAUUUUAGCAGCAGCAGCAGCAGCAGUAGCAUUUAAAAUAGGGUUUCAAAUGUAUUUUUCAAAUGUUUUAAGUUGGGUGUUCUGUUUCCAUAAGAUUCUUACCUGCCCUUGAACCCCUGUGUAGUUCAGAGCUUGCGUUCCAACUUCAGUGAUCUACUUUUCCACCACCCUCUCUGUAAAAUGGAGGAUUUCCCCCCAUUUGGGAACAACUCCAUAGCUGUCAAGUGUCCCUUAUUUGAAGGGACAGUCCCUUAUUCCAGCGCCAUGUCCCGCUGCUGUCCCUUAUUGAUGGAUGUCCCUUAAAUGAUGUCCCUUAAAUUUCAAAGGAAGCAGCUCCUCUCCCUCCCUCCCUGCUGGCCAGGGAGGCUCCAACUGUGUUGCUUGGCUGUGUUGCUCACCCAAUAAGAAGUCUAAGAAUGACUGGGGGGUGGAGCUUGCAUGCCUUGUGUGUGGCUAGUUAAUGCAAGCUGAGGAGGUUUUUGAAUGCUGGACGCCAUUUUGUUGCACGUGCUGCUGCAAACUUUGCAGUGCAAAGCCAGGCCGGGGAGCCAUCUUAAGUUGAGGCUGCAUAGGCCUUGUGGUGCAUGUGAUUCAGAUUCUAUUCAGUUGAACCUCUGGUUACAAAGUUGGUUGGACAGUGUUCUCAAAGCUACCAGCAUGAAGCUACCUCCUGCAGGAGGACAGGAAGACUGCAGUGCCUGGAACAGGUGAAGCUGCAGGUCCCUUAUUUUGGCUGCUGGUCCCUUAUUUUCAAAUCUGUAAGUUGACAGCUAUGCAACUCUGAUUUCACAGGCCAUCCAGUGUGGUUUUUGUAGUACUGUACAUGAACCAUCUAGAACUCAGUGGGAACUGGCAAGGCUUAAAGGUAUCUCUGUGCUCUUCUUUCCUAGGUGGGGCUCUUGGACAGACAGAGGAUAUUAUCUUUACUGGAGGUCUUCUUCUACAACUGCUCCCCACAUCACAAGAAGGGAUUCCUUGACCCCAAGAAAUGUAAGGCUGCUGUUAAUUAAAGGGCAAACACCUGGUUAUAGAGGAAUGUUUUUUCUUGGUGUCUGAAGAUAUAAAAUGAUGGCACCAGGCGAGCCUCCUUGGGGAGAGCAUUCCACAAGCAGGGAGCUAUCACAGAAAAGACCCGUUCUUAUAUUUUCACCCUCCAGACCUCUCAUGGAGGGGGCACACAAAGAAGGACCUCACAUGACAAUUGCAGGGUCUGGGUUGGUUCAUCAUAUCUCUGUUUUAUACAAAUUUUAAUGGUCUAGUAUGUUUAUGUUUUAGGGACGUGGGUGCCGCUGUGGCACAGAGCCUAGGACUUGCCGAUCAGAAGGUCGGUGGUUCGAAUCCCCAUGACGGGGUGAGCUCCCGUUGCUCAGUCCCUGCUCCUGCCAACCUAGCAGUUUGAAAGCACAUCAAAGUGCAAGUAGAUAAAUAGGUACCGCUCCGGCGGGAAGGUAAACAGCGUUUCCGUGCGCUGCUCUGGUUUACCAGAAGCGGCUUAGUCAUGCUGGCCACAUGACCUGGAAGCUGUACGCCGGCUCCCUCGGCCAAUAAAGCAAGAUGAGCGCCGCAACCCCAGAGUCGGCCACAACUGGACCUAAUGGUCAGGGGUCCCUUUACCCUUUACCUUUUUAUGUUUAUGUUUAUAAGUGAAAGUUGCUUGGAGACCUUAGUAACUAGCAAUUAUUAUUAUUAUUAUUAUUACUAUUCCUCCAUUCCUGUACCAUGCUUCCAGUUUCAGGAUAUAUCAACAGCACCACCCUUUCUUAUCCUAGGGCCAAUUAUAGAACUGGACGAUAUAGAGGUAGCUGAGUUUUGGGGGAAUAUGGAAGAUGAGCAAUUUUCAGAGAGGUCUAGCCUCAACAUCCCGUCGGGUGAACUUGGAUUAUCUGAGGAAUCCGUUGCCCUCAAGCUGCUCUUGAAAGAUAUCCUGUCUGACAUGGAGAUGACUGCACCUGAUAACAGUGAGGCCCCUGAGGGGUCUGCAGCUGCUGACCAAGAGAAAGCCGGGCUGGAGCAAGAGGCCAGCCCCAUAGGAAAGGAGGGUGAAGCCGUUCUAGCAACAGCCCUCCAAGAUGAAAUGCCAGCUGUAGAGCCAGGAUCUGGCGAAGCAGCCGUUCAAGAGGAACAAGAUCCAGCAGCCACAGCAGCUGCAGAGUCAGCCGCCCAAGAAACUGUUGUACCCGCUGGCAAAGAUGUGGUGCCUGUAACCACCCAGGGAUCAGCACCAGUGCUACCUGUGGAAACCCUGGAGGCUGACAGGAAUCCACAGCCCAGAAGUUCUGCUCCUGCUUCCCUCUUUAAUAUGCAGUCUGGGCUACAGCAGACACAGAACGGAGAACUGGGCCCUGGCCAAGAGCCUGGCUUAGAGGGUCAAGGUGCUGCUGCUGCAGAGCAAAGCAGUGCAGAAACAGCGGCAGCUCAGGAGGAGCCAGGAAAGGAGCGAGAGCCAGGCAGUCGGGGGCAGCUGCACAGGAGCAGCGAAGGUGUGCCAGGUCCAAGCAAACGGCCAGGACAGAAGCUUUCAGGUACAGUGUGUUCUGCUGUGAAGCAGUGUUGGGUUUAUGUGCUGGUCUCCCAUGGGUUGAUGAACGCCUUGCACUUCAGUAGCAAUUAAACCAAGGGCUGCAGAGCAUGAGGGCAUCAGAAAUGACCUGCAGUCUCAUUCAGUCCAACCCAGGAACGCGCUUUAUAGCAGGUCAGACUGCUUGUGUUUAGCAGGGAUGGGAGAACUUAACCAUGAGCCCGGGUCAAACAAUAUGCUAAGCCAAAGCUUAUCAGAGAAGACCAUACUGGGAAGUCUGCUUAUACCAUAUCUACAGUAGGGAACUCAAACAUCUGUGCACUGCACACCCACAGGCAAAGGCUUUGUUGUGCUCCUGCUGCUGGCUAAUAAAUGGAUACAUUCUGGGUUGUUUUAGGAUCAGCUGAGGUGGCUUCAGAUGCCAAGGACAUUUGAGGUGACGGUUUCUGAUAAUGACCACCUUUCAUGAGCUUUUGCAUUUGUAUGGAAACAGGCUGAGGAGGCAAGAGAGACACUUAGGGCUCAUCCACACUGACCUCUGCUCUGCUUUCUAGUCACAGGUCUGGUUUUUCUAGGUCCACAUCUGAGCAUAUAUAUUUUUGUCCCAGAGCUUUCCCUGUGAAAGCAUGUGUUUUACCACUGAAUUGGAGCAAACGGCAAUCCAGGGGAAACCUGAUUGCCAUUUGCUGUGAUUUGUGGGCGAAGUGCCAGGACACACACAAACAAAAAACUCCACUGCGACCCAGACCUGUGCCUGGCAAUGUGGCACAAAAGGAAGUGUGGAUGAGUCCUUAAAGAAACAAAACACUACUCGGUCCCUUACCUCCCCACAACCAUCACUCAGAUCAGAGCUUCAUUUUGGCCUGUUCUCAGAGCUGGUUUAUGCAUGCUUAACUCAAGGUGUGGCUCAUCAAUUGGAUUUGUUCAACCAGAAUGUUUUGUUCAACAAGAGUACCCACAGGUAGUUAAUGAAAACAGCUUUUUAAAAAAACAACAACAUGCACAUAUCCAUGCUCUUUGACUCACAACAAUUCAAGACUUCUCUGAUUUAGAUCUCCAAGCUACAUAUUCCAGAUCACCACUUAUUAGAAAAGGCAGGCAUUCGCAUGAUCCCAAGGGCCAAAAGCCCAAGUAAAAAGGAAUGUUUUUGUCUGACACCUAAGAAUAGGUAAAUAUAGUGUUGCAUGAGCCUCCCUGAGGAGAGUGUUCUACAGUCAGGAGCCACCACGGAGAAGUGCCUCAGCUGAUUAUUGCAGGGUCUGGCUCGGUUCAUGUGGGCAGAGGUGGUUUUGGAGCUGUUUGGGAUCCUGAGCCCCUAAGGCUUUAUAGUUCAAAACCAGCGCUUCAAAUUAAGCCCGGAAACUAACUGGCAGCCAGUGCAGUUAUGCUGGAAUUGGUGCUGUAUGUUCAGAGCGUCCUGCCCCAUAUAAAUGUUUAAAACAAAUGCAUAUAUAAAAAUUAAGCGUUUCAUCACAUGCCAGGGCAGAUCACACCAUCUUUAAGGCUCCUGUUUGCUCCAAAAUAUUAUAAGCGGGAAAAAAACAUGGAAUCACUAGCUAGGGGCCAAGUAUUGAAUAAUGAUUAAACCAGGACCAUGAAGGAGGCAGAUUGAAGUCUCUGAUAGCAGGGAUCACUUAUGGUCAUUUCCUUUAGCAUUUCCAGUUCAGUGAUCAUGGCUCAUGCUACUCAGUCAAGAAAGAGCCACUGCUGGGCUCACCUGAGGGCUUCUCCACCCUUUCUAGAGUGUUAACACUGCUGGCCAUGAUGGCCCUUCCCUACUGCUCCUAAACAGGCCUGCCACGUCAUCACAGAAGGCUUGCUACGCCACCCUGAUGGGGCUCACCAAGCCUCAGGGUAAACAAGGCAGGCUGCACUGGAUCUGGGUAGGGGGCAAAGGUGUGGAGAGUCCCAGGACACGAGGAAAGCUGGAGCUGGGAGCUCAGAGAUGCUUAUACUUUCAAAUGGGGGGUGGAGAAAGAGAUACGUUUGCUACAAGCUGAACCAAAAGCUCAUUUUAAAUGCUAAAGGGAGAAGUAAUUAAGAUGCUACAGAUCUGGCUGCAUCUUCUUAGCUCAGAAAGAAAUCACGGCAGUGAGGUGCAAAUGUAAACCACAGUUUACAUGAGCUUAACAUCUGUCCAGAGCAAUGCACAAAAGUGCCAGCAUUGAAACACACACACACCUGCCACAAUUCAGAACUGUCCUGCAAUCUCAAGUAGCUUUAUCAUGCAACCAGCUCUGGCUAGCUUCUGCUUUUGGGGCUUGAUCUUGGUCUUCCAUCCUUGCCUAUUCACAAACAUUGUUUUCUUCCUCUCUUAGUUUCAGAUUUGCUCUCAAUGCCUAGUGGGCUAGACAGCGAGACAUGUGAAAAGGCACCUCAGAAGAUAUAUGGAAAGAUAUGGUCAGGUGAUUGCACCCAUCAGCAUUCUUCAACAUCCUGUUUCUACAGUCUGCAUGUAGCUGUUGGAGCUCGGCCUCUUUAGCAGCCUGUUUUGUGUUGCCUCCCCUUCCUGCAGGUGACCUUCAGACUGCUGACCUGUCCUUCGUGUACACCGACUAUGGCAAGGAAAUCCGGGAGGACUGGAACAAUGAAAGCACCAGGUUUCCAGGUGUGAUGUUUUAUUAGAGCACCAUAAAGUAAUCUGGUUCAGGCUACACAGGAGUUCAUUCACAGAAAUGCCCCUGUAGUCCAUUUCUGUGACAAAAAGGACUUUGCUUGUGAGUAGGGAUGGGGGUAAAAUAUGAUUCAGUUCACAUGUAAAGGCAAACCUACCAUGCUUGCACUUUCUGAAACAAUGCACAAACCGAAACACAGCCAACUUUAAGAAUUCACACUUCUCCAAAUUUUGCAGUUCUGUUCUCCAGCCAAGUAAGUUGUACAGAAAUGCAUACAACUAGUGGAAAGUGGUGAAUUUCAGUAUGGGAGCUGUGAGCAGCAAAUGCAUUAAUGAUUAUCUGUGCUCACAAUGACAUCCAGACUGUCAUACAUGAUCCUGCUUUUGAUAUGGUUUGAACUUGCAGAGUUUCCAGGGUGGGAAUACUGCUUCAUUUCCAAUCAGUGCAUGUCCCAUAACUUCUUGCUGAGAUCCUGUAACAUUUUAUUCCACAAACGUUCUGGUGAUUUUUUUGCCUUGCUUUUUUUACACUGUGGCAUGAGAGCGCCUCUCCAGAUUUUGAUGAUGCUGUAACAUUGGGGAUGCAUCACAGAACAUCUAAUAAAGCAGACUAAUGUGCGGAUGGUCCAGUAUAAACCCACCACUAAUACAUUAUUAUUGGGCCAAUGACAUACUGCUGCUUACACCUGGAAAAAAAACAUUCUGGAGUGACCGUGGGUUCUUCUGCUUACUUAUUUUCACUUGUUGAGCCCUGAAAACACCCACAGCUUCAAAUCUGUAUUGCACAGGAUGUAACCUUCCCUCCUCGCUUCUAGACCUGCGCAUGAAUAUGAUAGAAAUCCAGGCCCGUGGGCCCCCGUCUACCAUAAGCAGCUUUGACAAGGAGUCCCUCAACCCGCCGCAGUUUGUGCAGCUCAUGGAGACCUUUGUUGGUGAAGAAACGACUCUGUCAAACGUGAAGAGGCUUGUGGAAUUUGUGAAGGAAGGUUACGUGCAAACAGAGAAAGAGAAGAUCAGGCAGAUGGAGAGAGUAAGCAGCAACAUCAUUUCCCAAAGUAUUUUCUCGGGUUAUUGUUCGAUGAAGCAGGACACAAAUCACCUGUGUGGAGUCUGCCUAAAAUCCAUGCAGUGAAAAGACAAUUGUCCUCAUUAUAUGCAUCUGGGAUGCUCCUCUGGGCCUUGGGAGGGUCUUUGUUUUUUUGCAGGUACCCUUACGCAAACCCAUAAGCCACUGGUGGGGAUUGUGUGGCCCUCCAGAUGUUGUUGUAGUCCAACUCUCAUUGACCCAAACUGGCAGGCUGAAUGGCUAGGGAGGGUAGGAGUCAGGCAUGUCCCAGGACAUUUUGCCUCUUGAGGGAAAGCAGAAAAUGACACACACUCUCUGAAGCCACUUGCCAAAGCCACCCUCCCACCCUCCACCUGCCAAAGCUGGCCUCCAUCACUACCACUGAAGGUGACAGGGGAGAAGAAAGUAGGCCAGAGAGGAACAGGUAGUGGCAGCAGCAGCAGUGGGCAACAAGUGCAGGAGAUGGCGAGUGGUACAAAGCAUUUCUCGGGGACCCUGCCAACUGUCCCCUAUCUUCCACCGGAGGCAACUGCCUCACCACACCUCACAGGGGGGCUGACCCUGACUGGAACUGGAGUCCAGCUACAAAUUCCCCAUUCCUGCCAUGAGCCACAUAUUGUCAGAGUUCAGCACACUCCAUCUCCAAGCUUUUUCAACCACCAUGUUUCUUGAGUUUGUUAUUUAUGCGUAUGUGCUGAGCUUGUGCCCAUGAACCGCUGCAACUGGUGAUGUGCUGUCCUUUUUCUUUGCCUUCUGUCUCUAUCAGAUCCACCAGAAUUCUUUCUUGGUCCGGCAACAGCUCCUCUUGGCUGCGCUCUUUGAGAAAUGGGAUAAUGAAUGCUCUGGGUUCUUGGACAUGCAGGAAGUGGAUGCUGUUCUGUCCACCUUUAAGGAAGGGAUGGAGCAAGAGGCAUUAAACAAAGGUAGGAGAAAGGCUUUCUGCUACCUUAGUUUGCUACUGAACCAACUCAGCUUGGUUCAGCUGUAGCCUUCAUCUUAGUUGCAGCAGCAACAGCAAAAAGCCUUGUGGCACCUUGAAGGCUCAGUAGGGGAGCAUCUCCUUCACCCAAAUGAACAGGCUUUAAGAUCUGCUGGGGAGAGCAUGCUUUCCACCAUCUACCCAGUCUGCUUCUAGACUGUCACUACUUUCCACACCAGAUUCAGUCGCAUAUGGGCAAAUUCAGGUUGCAUUAGAGUGGAUCUGGAACUUAGCACAAGGAAGCUGCUUCAGAAAAUAAAAUAAAACCAGGCCUUUGCAGUUAGGAAAAUGAUGGGAAAAGGCACUGGAAAAUGUAGGAUAAAAAUUGCUUGACAUUUUCUCAUAUAACCUCCCCACAAUAUUAUCAGAACAAAUCAAUAAAUAGCAUCUGCUGUGAUCAGUUUUAAACAUUGUGUUUGUUGUGAUUUAACAGAGAUCCUGUUCUUUUUUAUAUACAGAUUUUAUAACUCUUGUUUUAGGGUGGUAUUCAGCUAAGUUUUACUCAGAAUAGACCCACUGAAAUUAAUGAACAAGAGUAACCUGGGUCUAUCAAUAUCAAAAAGUUUAUUGUGAGAAAAACUUAAAUGGGAUAAUUAGAUGUGAGCUAAAAACUAUGGCAAAUCCUGAAGCUGAGAGAUGCUUUGCCUGCCAUAUGAUAUCAGUAUUGACAGGGUCACUCAGCUGCCCUUUGCUCCAAGAGGCACAGAAACAGGAUAGCUGCCCUGAUCCAGCCCUUAAUUCUCAUUGCCCAUAAAAUUGAUUGGCCCUUGAAUAUUUGAAGAGGACUUUAUCUUGUUCAAAUACUUUGUUUUCCUAAAAGUCCCCCAUUCAUCAUCUUGCCCUUUAACCUCAUUAUACAUAUUGAUCACAGGCAUAUGCCAUUAACAACAGAUUUCACAUUUCUAUUUUUUCCUGUAUUGAUUACCUGUUCACCUGAUAUACCAAACACCUGGAAGCUUUUCUUUCUAUUCCUGGGAUCCCCACAAUUUUUACUUGUGCAUGAAAUAAAAAAUGGAAGCCCGGCAAUUUUCCAGAGAGAACUGCAUAGGCCAAAAGAUAGAAUAGUAAGAUUUUUCUAUUUAUUGUCUCUUUUUCUGCACUUCCUAUUGAGAACUUUUCUUUGAAAAAUAACGAUUUGGAAAAACUGUACAAGAGCUCCCUCUUGUGUGCAAAGGUAUAUUAGCAGCAAGACGUCAUCUGCGGGUGAACACAGCAAGCCACUACUAGGUCAGACCAUUCAGUAUUUCCUACUGACAAAGGCUUUCCAAGGUUCCAGGCAGAAAAAGGUCUUCCCCACCCUUACUUCUUAAAGUCCUUUAACUGGAAAUGUGUGGACCGAACCCAGGACCUUCUGCAUGAAAAGAGGGUGCUCUUAUCACUGAAUUAUGGCUCCUUCCCAAAACAUGAAAAGUUAAGAUUCACCCCCCACCACCACCGUUUUCUAUAAGAUUAAAUUCAAGGAUCCAGUUGUUCCCAACAACCCGGUUAAAAUUGUAUUAAAAUCUGUAGCUAUUUUUCAAAGCCUCAAAAUAAGAAGUAAAUAACCACACUGUGUGAUCCAAGUUUGGGGGGAAGGAACGAUGGCCACAAGAUGUAGGUUGUCACUGUUGUAGUCAUCAUCCUGACCACAUGGCUGAAGGGUGGGGUAUACGCUUUUCAUAACGAACAAAAAAACAAAGGAGAGCAAGCACCUGCCUACUGUUAAAAACUAUUGGAUCUGUUCCUUCUUGACAUUUGAAGGACACUGGUGUGAAGAAUGAACUAGGGGAAAGGUGGGCAUAUGGGAUUGCUUGUGGUCCUGCCUGAUCCUUGUUUUUCGCUACCUGCAUAGCCAAGCUGCAGCUCCCCAUACCCCAGUGGCAUCCUAGCGGGAUUGUGAAGUUAUCCCAAAGAGACUUCCAAACUUACAUGGAACUGGUUGUCUCUGAGCUCACCGGCGACGAAGACGAACUGCUGGAUAACAUCGUGGAGUUUCUCAUGAUGGCAGUGGAGCGAACCCACACAGAGCGAUUGCGAGGCAGUGCGCGGAGGAAGUGGCUGCUCAAGAUCGAGCAUGCAGCCAUGACUAAUGGAGGGUGCAUCAAACCGGUGUAUGAUGUCCUAUUCAAGGUUCUUUGUCGGGUGAGUGUUUCUGACACAGUCUUUCCCUACAUGGAAAGGCCAAUGUGUUUGGGGGUUUUCCAUUUUGGGGAAGAAGAUUAGCUGCAUUGAUGGAGGGCAGAUUAAUCAAUGACCAAAUGGUAGCAAAAUUACACCUCCAUGUUCCUGGUAGCUAUCACUGGGCUUAUAUAACCAAAUGAUGGAGAGAAACGAAGAGAUGCGGUCGACUUCUGGCAAAAUACUGGCAGAGUGCUGGGCUAGGUAAACCUUGGUCUGAACCAGCAAUGGCAUUAUGUAUGGGGCAAACUCAGGUACUGAGACAGAUUCAUGCUCCUGUGAUUCCUCUUAGCAGUGAAGACACAUUAUUGUAUUCAAACAACUGGAGUUCUGUGCCCAGUUAUGGGGUCAGCCAUUCUAAGAAGGAUGUAGACAAAAGACAAACAGAGGAGGGCAAUAAAGAUGGACAUUUGGACAGUAAAUCUUGUGAAAAAAAUUCUGAAGGAAGUGGACUAUGUUUGGCCUGGAGAAAGCUGAGGUAGAUUAUAAUAGUGCUGUUGAAAUACUUGAAGAAUUGUGUCACAUAGAAAAGAGCAGAUACAUAUUCCCUGUUGCCCCAGAGGGCAGGACUCGAUAUGAUUGGCUUGUUACAAGAGGUUAGGUUUUGACCCUCUUAACAAUUCUAUUAAAUUGUGGGAUAGUCCCCAGUGUCAUUCACCUGCUGAUAUGUUGUCAGAACCUCAACUUGCACAUACAGGUUUUUAAGCACAGGUUGGAUGGCCACCUGUCAUGUAUGAUCCAGUUGAGAUUCCUGUAGUGCAGGGGCUGAACUAGAUGACCCCCGGGAUCCCUUCCAACUCUGCACUUGUAUGAUGAAUCCCACAAAAAGCAGUGAGAUUUGCAUGCCUAUGAAAUUGUUUCAAAUGAAUAAGCAUGCAGACUUGGGGAGAAACAGAAUGAGUUCCAUGUAAAUGAGGGCUAGCCAGGAGCAUGGGGCAUGUGUAUAAAGAUGACCGGCUGAGGCAUCUGCCUUUCAUCUGCAGGACACAGAUGCCCAUGGAGACACCAAGAAGAUCAGUGCUUAUAUCGCCCUUUUGGAAUAUAACUUGGUUUCCCCAGAGCGAGGAGAUGUUCUCCUACACUAUGUAGCAUGCACAGAGGAUGAUGCUCCAUACGUCCUAAACCAAUCACUUUUCAUGGAUAUGGAAGGAGUCAGGUAAGAAAAACACCCACAAAGCUGUUUCCUUUUCUUGGGUGAUCAUUAGGCUUAAGUGUGGGAAAGACUGCACAUUCCGUAUGGGUGAUUAUAUUUCUGUGUUUAGCAUAGCAUGCAUUUUUGGUUCUGCAUUUUAACAUGUAGGAUCUGUAAUUGAAAGUUAGGAAAGAAUCGCAAAUUCUUUAAGAGACAAUUAGCAGCACCUAUUGUCAGAACAGAGGGUUGCAUAAGAGAAACAGCAUUAACCCUCUGUAGGCAAGAAGAAAGUGUCUUAUUGCGCUUUCCACUGUGAGUACAGAAACAUUACCUCUUGAGAACAGAAAAGAUAUCAGAGAGCAAAAAGCCUCCUCCCUCCCAAGUCUCCCUCAAAAAUCAUAAAUGAUAAAGUGGAGCAAAAUUAUUUAAUGCCAAUUGUGAGUCAUCCUUAGGGACAGGGACUGGUUCACAUUCAAAGGUGAACCUACCUAGUUUGGAGUUUCCAAAGCAACACAAGACCUGAAAUGCAGCCAUGGUUUGAAAUGUGCACUUCUCCGAAUUUUGCAAUGAAAGUGUAAAACAUGUAUAUACCUGUACUAUGGUAAAGUGUGCAUAAAAAUGCAUAUAUUAGUAAAAGUAACAUACACAAUGCACUAUAUUAGGGGAAAUUGAUUGCAAACUUGUACAUAUUAGGCAACACUGGAUACAAACGUGUAUACUAGGAGAUGAGUUUUCAUGAGGCCUUUUUUAUAUUAAAAAAUUGCAAGCUGAUGUGGAAGUGUGGAGAACUGAAUUUAAGACUGAAAAAAAAAAAAGAAAUGGAGAGAAACCAAAACUGACAAAUCAACCUAUCCAUUGUUCUCAUGCACAAUACACAAGAAAUCAACCUGGGGGUCAAGGUAGACGCGUUCAACCAUGCUGGGUAAACUUCCCAGAAGAAGAAUAACUACAAACAGAAACAAGACUCAUUUUCAUCUCGAGGUUAAGCAAGGGACUCAAGCAAGAGAAAUGAAGUGCCACAGCAGCAAAAUGAAGGUGUAAAUUCACUCUUCGUUACAUGGGAAAUAUGAAGGCAAUGGAUUUUGCACUCUCAGUGAUGGGUUUCUUAUGACCUCUUCUGACAAGACCCAUUUCCCCUAACAAAUUGCUCUUUCCUGAGAUGAGAAUGUUGGGAGUGUUCCUGUCCAUGCCUGCUGCUAUGAUGUUUUCUACCUAGGCACAUGACUCCUGAAAGCUUCUCCUCUUCCUCUUUUCUGCUCACUUUUUUCACUUAGCUUUGCAGCAGCACUAGAUGACAAGCCAAUCCAUGUCCCCAGAGUUCAGCUGCAUGGAAACAUCCACUUCUGGAACCAGGAUCGCCCCCUGGAAGAGAGGAAGGGCUCCUUCUUGGUGCUGCCGCUUGAGGAUAUCCGAAGAAGAGUCUUUGGUGUUCUUGGUCUGGACACUCUCCAGGACAAGAACGAGAAAACCAUCUUUGUGCCCCACGAAAUCCGUUUCUAUCAGGUGAGGGCAGCAGGGAGGCUGCAAGGGGACAGCCACAGUCACUGUGUGAGGGCCUGGCUGGAUUCUGUGAACAAUGUUCAUUCCUCUGGAGUAUGUGAUUGCAGUGGCGUUGCCUAUAGGAGUCCUCUGCUUCAAAAGCCCCUUUGAUAUGCUUAGUUUGAUAACGUUCCUGCUUUAAAAUUUUACAUUGUUCCCAAACAAAUUGUAACAUGUGUUCAUCCUCUAGGGGAUUGCAAACACGUUCAGCAUAGCCUACCACCACAUCCGCACCAAGGAAAGUAUCAUGCAGGUCAUCAUCACGGCUCUGGGAUGGCUCUUCACCCGUGUGUCGCUCCUUCAAACCAUCACUACGUACUUCAUGGAGCCUGGCGAGGACAGGGUAAUAUGCUAGCAAUUGCAAAGAGGACUGAGAUAAAGUAUGUGGAGCACUUAGGAAAAGCACAAAAAGGGGGCGGGACUUUUCUAUUCAUUUUUUCCCCCAGUCUUUUUCUUUUAGGAACAUAGGGAGCUGCUUCAUCCUGAUUCAGACCAUUGGUCCAUCUAUCUCAGCAUUAACUACACUGACUGGCAGUGGCUCUCCAGGGUUUGAGACAUUCCCAGGUCUAUGUGAAGAUGCUAGAAAUUAUAACUGGGACCUUCUCCAGGGAAACAGAUGCUUCAUCACUAAGUUACAGCCCUUCCCGAACUGUUUUUCUAACAAAUAGUACCAUCUCAACCUUACCGCCAUACACCACCAGAGGGCUGUGGUGGGCUCUGGUGCCUCUAACAAUUACAGUAGUACCUCGGGUUAAGUACUGAACUCGUUCCGGAGGUCCGUACUUAACCUGAAACUGUUCUUAACCUGAAGCACCACUUUAGCUAAUGGGGCCUCCUGCUGCUACUGUGCCACCGGAGCACAAUUUCUGUUCUCAUCCUGAAGCGAAGUUCUUAACCUGAAGCACUAUUUCUGAGUUAGUGGAGUCUGUAACCGGAAGCGUAUGUAACCUGAAGUGUUUGUAACCCGAGGUACCACUGUACUGUACUUGACAGGCAGUCAUUUAGCGGACAAAAUCCACACUCGCUCCAGGUCCUGUGGCAUUGAUCUUCACGUUAGGAAAAAGCUUCACCUGCUAAAUUUUUGCCUGUGACAGUGCUGUAUUAGGCAUAGGAGGCCUUCCAAGUCUGUUCCACACUCUGUCUCCACAUGUUUAUCACCUCGGGUCUUCUCUUCAGCGUACAGAAUAUCCAAGGUGGUAGACUUCCCGAGAACAGAGACCGAGAAAACAAAUCAGAAAGUAAACGUCAUCUUGCCCAUUCUGUGGCUUUUAAAAAUGCAGGGUAUGUCACUGCGGUGCCACACUGGAUAUAGAUUACACCAUCAGCACCAGCUUCUUAACUCAUGGGUGGAGUUGAGUUUAAUACAGUGGAGUGCAGACUGGGGUGGUUAAUCGGUUAUACUCCCAUCUGUUGCUAGACUCCAAGGUUCCUGACUAGAGGAACUUCAUCUUGACUACAGGUUGGUAGCCAUGUUGGUCUGCCGUAGUCGAUACAAAAUAAAAAAAAUCCUUCCAGUAGCACCUUAGAGACCAACUAAAUUUGGUGUUGGUAUGAGCUUUCGUGUGCAUGCACACUUCUUCAGAUAUCAUCUUAACUGUUGUUGCUCCUCUUUGCAUUAUGAAAUGCAGCUUGAAGUCAUGGCAACAUGCACUUCUCCUGAAAACUUUUAAACAAAAGUCUUGAAAAGAAGUACAAGAAACAUCUCCAUUGUGUCUGAUGGUCCUACCAAAGGCUUUGUGCAAAAAAAACAAUGUAGAGUUGAUGCAAAGGUCUUCUGUGGUUAGUCCUUAGGCUAUCAGCAGGUGGGGCUGAUGCAUUACUUAACUCUUCUUCAAGGGACUGAAGAUUAAAUUCUUACUUUGCAAGAAGCAUCCUUUGAUAUCAAGAUGGUAUCACGCUUUUGGCAGCAACCUAGUGCCCUCCAGAUAUUCUAGACUUCUAUCACGCCCAGCCUCUUGUCAUAACCCAAUGACAAGCUGAGCCCUCAUUGACAGUAUCCAAGGCUGGCAUAAGGGCUCAACAUUUUGCGGCACUUAGCAAAUGCUCUCACAACUUAGCAGGUGGUGAGCCUUUGGCCAUUCUCACUUAAGCAAUGUGUGUUGUAGCAUAUCAGACUAGAACCUGUGGCCCUGGCUUCUGUGAGAGGCAGUUUAUUGUUCUUCCACCCCAGUUCCAGUGAAACAUAUUCUUACGAACAAACUAAAUCUGGUUCUGCUCUGUUCAAACACUAGCAUUCAGUUAGCAUUUAAACACAAACUUACCCAGUUUGCACUUUUUGAAACAAUGAAAAAACCGAAAAGCAGCCAUCAUUUGAAAUUCUCACUCCUCUUAAUUUUGCAAUGCAGCUUUCCAACUAAGUGAUGUGUACAAGGAUGAAUAUGCAAACUGUACAUAAAAAUGUCUAUAUUAAUGAAAAUAGCACACACAAAUGCAUUAUAUUUGGGGGGAAUGCUUUGCAAAAACAUGUACAUUAAGCAAAAUUGCAUAGAAAAUAUGUGUAUUAGGAUAAAUUUGUACUUACCAUAUUUUUCCGUGUAUAGGAUGCCCCCAUGUUUAAGAUGCCCCCUAUUUUUAGGUCUCCAAUUUAAGAAAAUAGGGGAAGAUUGCCCCGUGUAUAAGAUGACCCACAGUUUUUCACAUAUUUUUUAAUUAAAAAUCCUAGUCAUAUACAUGGAGAAGUAUGGUAAAUACUGAUGAAUUUUCAUAAACUCUUUUUUAAAUGCAAGCUGAUGGGGACAUGUAGAGAACUGAACUUAAGAUGGGAAAAAUGAGAAACUGAGAGAAACCAAAACCGACAGAUUCCCUUACCCCUAUUUACGUAUAUUUAUGCAGAAAACUCCAGGUUCCACCCCUGGCAUUUCUGCUUGGGACCCUGGAGAGCUGCUGCCAAUCAGAGUGCACAGUCCUGGGCUAGGUGAGCAAACAGUCUGGCCUGGCAAAGUUAGCUUCAUAUGAUUCACUGGCCAAUAAUCUGUACUGUCCCUCAUAAUUUUUUAGUCUUUCUCCCCUCCCAAAAUAUUUACACAUCUAUUCUUGAGGUGUUUCCCACCUGGCAAGCUCUUUGCACUUUCUCUUUUCAAGAUGCAUGACUAUACCUUGCGUAAAGUAAUGACUGCAGAUCAGAAUGAGCCGCUGGAGGUCCAUCUCCCUCCAGGUCCUGUGGUCAGAAGAAGAGAUAACAUAUUCAGGUGAGCUUUAUUAUCAUCAUUAUUUUAAAUGUAUUGGUCCCCUUUUUUUGCCCUGGCAGCUCAAAAUGAUUUACAAUAUAAAGGGCCUAAUUAUAUGUUACAUUAAUGAUGUAAUUAGCCACCAUGUGGUGGGUUCUUAAAAUGUUUCCAGCCACACAGAGGUCCAUGUAUGAUUGCCUCAUGAAUGCAGCACACGUGGAAGUGUAAGCAUUCCCUCCCCAGCCACUCUAUUUUGCCUGCCUUGCUGUGAGGUGAGGUGCAGCCAGGAUGUAAGAGAGGACAAGGUUCAGGUCAGACUCUGGGAAGCACAAAACUCUGAAGGAACAAGCUGAAACUGAGCCCUUUUGUUUAGUAAUAGCAGCAGGUGCAGCCUGAUUGUUGGCACCACCAGAGCUGCAAAAUGUAGCCUUUUUCCAGCAGUUUCCUACUGCGACGAAGCAGGGGAGGCUCAGGUCGUCUAGGGUCUUCCGCAGUGGAGACCUAUGAAUCAGAAGAUGGCAGUACCACAUCCUUGAUUUGUGGUGGGGAGGGGACACUGGCCCCACAUAUUCUUCUGGUAGCAGCACCUCUGGGGCUAACCCUGUACUGCCUUCCCUUUCAGCUCCAGAGUCCCCGCCUCUAACUUCUGGUCCCUGAUAAUAUUGGUGUAAAGCACAGUAUACAUUUUGUUUGGAGAAUCAGGAUUGUCGUCUGCUUAUAAACAUACUGGUUGCAAUCUGGGUGCCAAAGCAUGCUUGAGGCCCUUGUUGUGGGUGUUGUCAGAUGUAUGAACAUGGGGCUCUGUCUCCAUUUGAUUACUGGUUUGAGGGAAAUUGUGCUUCUUUGUCCACGGCUACCCCACUGGUUACUGCAUCAAAAAUCAGCUCAUUUCAUGGCACUCGCUUCCACAUCCCGGGCUUAGUAUUUGGGGUUGCUGUUGGGUUGCAUGGACUUCAAUAGUCUCCUUUGGAGUAAUGAAGUUGUGGUUUGGAAGCUAAGAACACUUGCCUGGUUUUCUCGAGAGGCAACAUACAGUACUCAUCUUCCAAAGUAAACCACAUUGUUACUUCAGUUCUUAUCAAAUAUUCUUAAUUUUCUUAACCACAACUUCACAGGCUUAUCUGUUCAAUGCAGCUUUCCAAAGGGGUUGAACUUAGCCAAAGAGUUGUCUGCAUGCCUUUGGAGUCCCCUGCUUUUUGUUAAAUUCUACAAAGGAAAUUGUUCUUAUCUUGCAGCCUAGUGCAGAUGGCUAAGUCUCACUGCAGAUUGUACCAUGGUGGGAGAGGAAAUCACAGUGGGGACUCUAAGGCUGUGUACACAUCACUAUACAGUAAUGUCACCCCACCCCCCAUUUGGAUUGAAGCUGGUUUGGUGAAAAACACAUCAAAAUGCAGUAUUUAAUUAAACAUGUAACAUGUCUCUCCUAUAUCGGUCUCUACAGCCACACUACACUCCUCCAUUGUCUCCUGAGACAAACUGAUGCCAACAAUAUGUAUUGUGGCUAACUUUGUGUGUGUAUGCCACUUCCCGAAACAGCACACUGGAUUCAGAGGAAAUGGGAGCAUGAACGCAUCCCAAGAGUGCUCAUCUGCCAUCCUUCCUAGAUUGCAAGGCAGAAAGUACCAUACAACAAGCUUUGUAUGCUCAACAUUGCCUUUAGGUUUGUGUCAAACAGCUUCUACAAUGGCAGGUUGGCUGGAGCAAAGGAUAUUGUAGAGCUGGGAAAUGUUCAGAAAACGGCAACCAAAAUGAUCAAGGGGGUUGGAGCAACUACCCUAUGAGCAAAGACUGCAACAUUUGAGACUUUUUAAUUUAGAAAAAAGACGAGUGAAAGGGGGACAUGAUAAACGUGCAUAAAAUGUAAUGAUGGCCACUAACUUUGAUGGCUUAAAGGAAGAUUAGACAAAUUAAUGGAGGAUAAGGCUAUCCUUGGCUACUAGCCACAGUGGCUAUGUUCUGCCUCCAGUGUCAGAGGCAAGAUACCAGCUUUCAUAAAUCACAAGUGUGGACUGGGCUGUUACACUCGAGUUCAGUAUCUGUUUGGUCACUGAGAGCAAAGGAUGUUGGACUACAUGGGCCUUUGGCCUGAUCCAGCAAUGCUCUUCUUAUGUCCUCAUGGCUUCAUAUAGCAACUGAUGCAGGAGCAGACACAAUGAUGUAGAGUCUGUGAUAUUAUCAUUGUGAUAUUAACAAACUCUUUUGUUUUAGAGAUUACCUGUUCAAGUGCAUAGACUGUUCAGUGGUGGUUACCAUGUUUGUGUUUGAAGAACAUCGUAUCGCAGUUCCUCUGAGGAAUCAGAUGGGCCAGGCCAUUGCAGUGUUUGACGUCAACCUUGGAAGCCGCCAAAAGCUACCAACCUGUGAGCACAGAGACCUGCAGAAGAUGCUGAGGACAAUACAGGCUGCCGUUUGUGAGAUCCUGAAAGAGGAUUCUGGAGAGAAAGAUCCAUUCUACGUCUUGGGUAUUGUGCACCUUAGCUAGCAGAAAAAUUCUAUUGGUGCUGGUGGUAGUCAAAAAGAUUCAAGAUAUUUACAUUGGUCUCCAGAGCAUAUUCAAAGAAAAUGGGAGCAGGGACAGGAAGUCGGACAGACUUGGAUAUAUUAUUUUAUUGCUGGUUUAAACUGUGGGAUUAAGAUUCUUGGAAUAAAACUUCCAGGCUAUAGAUCUACUUGAGGCUGGCACCACCAGUAACAAAAUUUGCUUUAGUUAAUUUCUAAAAAGAGAGGUAGGGCUACCAGAAAAUUUCAUCCUCUGAGACCUGGAAGUCCUAUUUUCUAAUUCCAGAUGCAUAGAGACAAGCUGUGGUUUCUUAAUGGUGAGGAAAACGUACUGUGCACACGCUUAGGACCCUAUCUUUUUUUUUUUAACUUUACAACAUCUUAACCCAAAGAUUCUGGAGCUGAUCAGUGGAAUCAAGCCUUGAAACAUGUUUUACAAUCUCAAAGCAAGAGUGUGCAGCUGUAGAGCUGUUUUAAUUUUGCACCAGGGUACUGUAUCCAUUGUGAGCCAACAAGUUAAAAAUGGCAAGUCUGUGGACAGUGCAAUUGUGUUAUUCUUACAUAUAUUCCAAGCAGAAUUUAAAAUAACAUAAAAUGAUUCAAAGUUCCUAUAGGAAUGGUUCCCUAGGUACUCAGAGCAUCUAUGUAGAUUGGCAGUUUGCUCUGGAGAUGCUUCACUUUGUUUCCCAGGGUAUGGUCUGAAGUCAUAUAAGGCCACCAUCUAAGCAGGUCUGUGCCUCUACACAGCUCAGUGGUAUAGUGUCUGCUUUGCAUGCAGAAAGUCCCAGGUUUAAUCCCCCACAGUAUCUCCAGGUAGGGCUGUGUGAGAGAAACUCUGGACAGCUGUUGCCAGUAAGUACAGAAAACACUGAGCUAAAUAUACAAGUGGUCCAACUUGGUAUAAAGCAGCUCCCAGUGUUUCUAUAGCCUUAAACGUGGGUGUAGCCAGGAUUUUUGUUAGGAGGGGCAGGCCUUUUGUUGGGGGGGCAGAACCUCAGUUAGCUAUGUAUUUCUAUUGAUUUUUAUUGACGGGGGCAGCUACCCCUCCCUGCCCCCUUUACUUAAAGGCUAAUUAUUCAAAUGUUGGCUUGUCAUUCCAGAGGCAGAGUAUGUGGGGGACUGGAGGCGUGGGGGAGUCCUUUUCUACCGAUUCAUGCUGCAGGAGUUACAGAAUUGCAUCUGGAAUCUCGACCCUUUCUCUUCCUUCAGUGAAAUAAGGUGCUUUGAGAAGCCACCCAGCCUAGUGCAUACAAUACUUAAGUGUGCACUGCUGAUUUUGUACCCCCAAUGGGCUGGUACGCAGGAGGUUGAGGACUGGAAUUGUUGCAUAGAGGUGAGAAUCCUGAAAAAGCAUGAAGCCCAGAUUUCCCAGCCACUCUUCAUGUUUUUCUCAUAAACCUUCUAACAUUUAUGUUACUUGCACUACAGAAAAUUGAUGGAGAACUUAUUGAAAACAUUUGCUACUUUGACCCAACUGCUGCCUAUGUGGAGGUUCGACCAGAGACUCUGUACAAUUGCCUCCAUGGUAAGUGUAUUAUAUUUUACAUAAUUGUGGAACUGCCUGAUGGGAUUGACAUAAGAACUCUGUUGGAUGAAGUCAAAGGUCUAUAUAGUCCAACAUCCGAUUUCCCACCCUGGGCAAAAGGACACCUAUAGGUUGUCUACAAACGGGACAUGGGGAUCAUAGUUCUCUCCCACUGCUGUUCAGUAUAGGGUUGCCUUAUUUCAAAAAGUGAACAUCAAAAGUUGUUGAGCUAAAAAAAAAUUGUGAUAAUCAACACUGCCGACAUGGGCUGCCGUACAUCUGGAUAUUCCCGAACAUUUCAGCAUUUUCUGUCUGGAUGCUGUUUACGAGGACAAUACCAGCUAUGUCCAGGAAAUUCUGGACAAAUGGCAAGCCUAUGACAGUAGAGAGCACUGCCAUCAUGACUAGUUUCCAAUGGUAAUCUUAUCUUCCAUGAGUUUGAAAACUAUCAAAGUUAAUGGCUGUAGUGACCACAUCUUGUAGCAGUUAAUUCUGUAAGCUAGCUGUGCCUAGUUGGGACAACAGAGUAGCAAAAAAAACAGAAGGGAAACUCUGUGCAGGCUGCACAGAACAGAAAGGGAAACUUAAAACUUAAUUCCUAGUUCAUACAAAAGCCACUGUAUACUGUAUUCAUGGCUCUCUGUAUUCAAGGCUUGCUCUUCCACUGCUACAAUUGAGAUGGGUAUAUACACUGUAUUUCCAAAGCACAUUUGAAGCAUAUUUCCUCCCUCAAAGAAUUCUGAGCAUCGUAGUUUACCCCACAUGGGGUUCCCAGCAACCCUUAACAAUCUACAGUGCCCAUAAUUCUUUGAGGGGAUUGGAUGUGCUUCAAAUGUGCUUUAAAAUUAUGCUUUGGAUUCAGAUUUCAUUCUACCUUUUGUUCAUACACCUAACUUUGUUCUGAACUUCAAAUGUGACUGAAAACAUUUGCUAUAUUUUCGAUUUAAGAACCAAAGCCAUGCUUUUCUCCCAGUCUGGCUUUUCCACCUGCUGGUGGGCAUACCGACUCAAGUCAUGAUGCAGCUGUAAAUUAGGAGUGGCAUAGCUUGCAGACUCUAACCACAUUUAAGGAAAACUCAUUUUGAGACUGCAUCCCAACUAUACAGACCUUAAUGCAUAAUGCCGUUAGCAGCUGAUUUAAUGUGCAACCAUAAUCCAUGCGAGAGCCCCAAUCAACAACUCAACAAUCCACCAUAAUGUCCAUUCCUGGUAGUUGUUGAUGAGAAACUCACUAAAUGGGAUCUAAAUGUUUGUGCACAAGGUGUUGUGCAUGCACCAGCAAGUCCCAGGAAUCAUUCUUUCCCACAAGGUCCUGAAGAGCAGAACUGGAAGGAGCGCAUGAGGUCACAGUCAAAAGUGGAAAUCAGUCAAGUGAAACAUCAUGGUCAUGAAGCUAUGGGUACACCAAUGAUUAAUUUUAGUGAGGAUUUGUACAAAGGGAUAGCACAUGACACCAGACAUCUUUGCUGAAUCGUGCAAUGGUAGACCUGGAAUAUGUAAGCCAACUAGCAUGUUGUGAUUUUUUAAAAUUUCAAUUAGGUGCACACAGAAAAGCUGUGUGGAAGUUUCGCUCAGCUCCAAUGGAGUACCUCUACAACUGGGUGAACACCUGCCUAUCAUUAAUAGAGCUGGCAAAGAAACUUCAGCAUCGUCAGAGCAUGGCAACAUCAUCUACAGCUCUCAUCACUCCCACCCUGUCUCGGUCGCUUAGGUCAUCUCAGAUUUCGGCAAACACAAACUACACUUUUGCCAUUCCUUUAGUUUAAAAUUGUUUUGUGAUUUUUUUUUUUAAAGCAUUUAGAGAAUUUUUAAACACCCCCUUUUAUUCAUAGUUGGUGCUUGUCGAGUGUGUCCAUGUGCUUUUGGAUGUGAAAUUACCAGUACACUUCUUUGUCAAGCUAGAUAAGAGCCUUAAAAAUGUUCAGAGGUAAAUGUUCUGAUGCAAUAGGUGGAAUAAAGUGACCUUCAGGGGCCAGGUGGAUUGCUCCCAACUUCCAUUUAAUUCUGACAGCAGAGGGGGGGAUUAGAGGGAAGGGAAAUUACAACUUGUACCUCUUUCAAGUUUACACAAUUCACAAAUGAUUAAAAAGAGCAGCAGGCAGAAGGAGAAAAGAGCUUCAAAAUUAAAUUGUGUAUUUAGCAAAGCUCUUCUUUCUGAAGUGGCUUUUUAGAAGUCAUUUUAAGCUUGACAUGAUGAAGGGACAGUUUGUGUUUCACUUGUUCCCAAGGGGAAGCACACCUACGCUCUCAUUUUAAGGCAACUAAGAGCUUUUCCAUUGGCUAGAGCUUGAGAUGACAACACCUUUCAGUGUUCUGAUGCAAGAUUCCAUCUUUGCAAUAAUUUAUCUUUCAGCAGAAUCUUUUUUUAAUAAAAUUUGGGGAAAUUAAAAGUUUUCUCUCCGUUCUUUAGCCGACAAAAAACAAUGGCAUAUCUACCUAAUAUUCUGUAAUUUGAGAUUAUAGGUUGCUUUUAACGUUGCCUGAUAAAUUGAUUACAGUGUUAUUACAAUUUGUGAUUCUUCUGAUUAUCUGAUGCUUGAACAACAGCAAGUGAAUAUCUGCAGGGGGCCAGGGGGGUGACAUUUCAAGCACUUUGCAAUGAUGUUCCUGGGAACAGUGUCCUUAGCAAAAUAUUGAUACCAAAAGGUCUUUGUCAGCUCAGAAUUCAUUCACCAGCAAUUCUGCACUAAUACAAAUAGCUUUUUCUAAUAAAAAAAGAGGGUUGGAGAUGUU
Molecule: messenger RNA, 45625 nt
Organism: Podarcis lilfordi (Lilford's wall lizard)
Lineage: Eukaryota; Metazoa; Chordata; Lepidosauria; Squamata; Lacertidae
Source: the annotation of a GenBank genome assembly